Molecule: messenger RNA, 45876 nt
Organism: Caenorhabditis elegans
Lineage: Eukaryota; Metazoa; Nematoda; Chromadorea; Rhabditida; Rhabditidae
Gene: ttn-1
Product: Titin homolog
Exons: 59
Coding region: 94-45576 (15160 amino acids)
Cellular component (GO): I band; nuclear membrane; A band
Molecular function (GO): protein serine kinase activity; ATP binding; protein serine/threonine kinase activity
Source: RefSeq, marked reviewed
ACUACAAAGUAAGAAGAACAAAGUAGUAAAACAAAUAAUUAGUUAUAAGAUCAAACGAAUCGAAAGGUAACGAAACGAGGCCCUCUCACAAACAUGGAGGGCAACGAGAAGAAAGGAGGAGGCCUUCCACCAACUCAACAACGUCAUCUGAACAUUGACACAACAGUUGGAGGAAGUAUCUCCCAGCCAGUGAGCCCAUCAAUGAGUUAUUCAACUGACCGAGAGACAGUAAUGAGAAGUGCAAGUGGUCACGCAACAGUCGCCGAAACCCAUCUCAUCCGUUCAAUCGGUUCCCAAUCCCAGUCAUAUACAGAAGAACAUUGGAGCUCUGAAAUCACCAGCUUUGUUGCAUUAGCACCACCAAAGUUCAUUCAAGUUAUCAAAGCUUAUCGAGUUCACUCAACUGACACGAUUAGUUUGGUGGUGGAAGUAGCAAGUGAUCCGCCUGCUAUCUUCGAAUGGUUUUACAAUGAGAAAUCUGUUCUUCAAGACCGGGAUCGUUUCCAAGUUGGGCAUGGUAUAAACAUCAGCCGGCUGAAAGUAAGCCGACCAGAGCAAGGAGUUUACAAAUGUGUGACACGAAACCCGGCCGGAGUGAGCACAAGUUAUGGAUAUAUAACUGUGAACGCCGAUCGUGAACAUUUAUCAUCUUCCAAGGAAGAUAUGAGACUCCAACGUCAACACUCCGUAACUUACCAUCAAGCUCCUCGAUUCUUGACCCAAGUGCCCAACUUGUUCGUCACUGCAGGAAGCAACGUGAUCAUCGAUGUUGAAGUUGAUGCUAAUCCACCAGCAAGAUUCUCUUGGUUUGUCAAUGGAAAAGAGUACAGAGAUUCGAUUCAUGGAGUCGAAAUGUUCUCACCGGACGUCAAUCGCAGCGUCGUCCGAUUCUCAAUUCCAGUGGCUGGAGAGUACAAGGUGGUAGCAUCGAAUGUACACGGAUCCGCCAUGUCUUGUGGACAUGUUGAUAUUCAAAAAGUCAUUGAACUGGAGGAAUCUACAUUAACAACAUCGACCACUGCCUUUGACCCAAUGACAACUUCCAUGAGAGCUCUUGGAAACAACGGUCGCAAUUCUAGACAAGCAGUAAAUAUGUUCGAGUUGAAUUAUACCCAACGGUCCAGCAGCGUUCCAAGGGGUGUACGUCAUCUUGAAUCACAUAUCGAGGUUUCUAAUAUGACUGGAGAGGAAAAGAAAACCCAACAACAGACGAGAACUGAUGCAGCCAGUAUCGUCGAAUCAAGAUUCCAUCCACAACCACCAAAGCCUCCCAGAGCGGGAACCUCAAGACGUUUCCUGCCAGAACCACCGAAAUUUGUCACAACUCUUCCAUCCGUCAUAACCGUGAACGCGGAAGAGAAAUUAGUCUUAUCAGUUGACGUGCAGGCAAUUCCAGCAGCGGAAUUCGCUUGGCAUGUGAACGGAUUUGAAGUGAAAAAGAGUCAAAGUGUUGUUUUACUUGAUGAACAUAAUAAAUCAACUCUUGUUCUGCAUCCACCAGUAAAACAAGGAAAAUAUAAGGUCACCGCAAGAAAUGAUGUUGGAAGUGAUUCUGUUACAACGCAAGUUACACGAAUCGGAGAGGUCAAAGAUGGAGCUGGAUCUGAACCACCCGAUAUUGUAGAAUCAGCAGUGACCGUUACAUGUUCUCAUGAAGAAGAUGUUGGAUCCCAUUCAUCACUGCAAACUGUUCGAAGAAUUCAAGAAAUGCAAGAAGAAGAUGAGGUUGAUCCAAUCAAACCAUUUAUCGAAGCUACGAGUCCAAAAGUCAAGGAAUCCGUUGAGCAUCCAUUCGCCAAUAUUUUAAAUCCGAAGAAACGCGAAGAAAGACUAUCUCCAUCUGGAAAAGGAAAACAUCUUCUAUUUGCUCCAAGAAUCACUGCUCACCCCAGUGAGUCAGUAUUCAAAAUUCUCGAUGGAUCACCUUUGAAACUCCGAGUCAUGGCAUCAUCUCUUCCACCUGCAACCUUCCUGUGGAUGCUCAAUAACUUUGAGUUGAGAAGCAAUCAAAAUGUAACAAUUCGAAAUGAUGAGGAAAAUUCGUCAGAAAUUGAAUUCCAAAAGGCACCAAAUGGAAAUGUGACAGUAUCUGCAAAGAACCAUCUCGGAGAAGACAGAUGGACAGGAAAAGUAAUUUUGCAAUACGAGAGUCCACCACCUGGUCAGAAAAUCACUACUAUCGAGAAAGUGACAGAAUCUUGGACAUUAGAAGAGGCAGUGAUCACACAAGUCGUUCCAACAGCAGCCGAUCCAGGAGAUCGCAUUGUGAUUAUUGUCCGAUUCGAUGAAAACAAGACAUCCAACUGCCAAUUCAACUGGACUAUCAAUGGAGUUAACAUUGAGAAACUAGAGGAAAAUCUAGUAGCAGUUGAAUCAACUGAAUUCGAGUCAUCUCUGAUUGUAGAGAAACUCGAAGAACAACUUUGUGGAGAAGUGGUGUGCGUAGUGAAAAAUCAGCACGGCGAGGUGUUUUCUUCAUCAGCUCACCUUAGAAUCCGAGACGAUGAUUCAUCAUUUGAAAUUGUCCCUCCAAAUCUUCCAGAAGAGUGUGCUCCAAAAAUAGUUGAGCCAUUACAUUCUGCAAGUUUUCUGGACGGUCAAGCAAUGUCUCUCCGAUGCAAAAUCACUGCCAAUCCAUCCGCAGCUGUUGUUUGGUCAAAGGAUGAUGUUAAUGUUGAGGACUGGGUUCUCAACAAGGAUGUCACCACGACAGUCCUAGAUGGAGGUGUUUGUGAACUUCUUAAUCCAGAGUGUUUUGCUGAAGAUGCUGGUCUUUACAAAUGUACUGCAACCAACCCACAUGGAACUGCUGAAACAGCGGCAUUUAUCAAUGUAGAAGGAGCUGAGUAUAUUAAGGAUCACGAAGAAGCAGAGAUUUCGGAAUCAGUUCUUACUGAUGAUGUUCAUAUCAUCCUGCCCCCGAAAUUCAUUGAAACACUUACUGCUGAAACUGAUAACUUCCAGCAAUUAGGAUACGUUCGAAUGGUAGCCACCGUUCGUUCCGUUGCUCCAAUUACAGUAUCAUGGCAGAAGGAUGGAAUGGAUAUUUAUGAAAACGAAAAAUACGAAGUUAUGCAGUUUGCUGAUGGAGCACAAAUUCUCACUAUUCGUGCCCCAACCAAUUUGGAUUCUGGAGUUUACACUUGCACUGCCGAGUCGGAGCAUGGUGUGAGCAACAGUAGUUGUCAAGUUGAGUUAACGAUAAGUGCAGAAUCAAGCCCGGAGAGCUUUGAAAAAGUAGAAAUUACUCCACCAGAAGAAGUCAAAGAAACCGGUAUUGAUGACGAUAUUGAAGUUAUUUUGAAGGAAGAAGUCAGUGGAACUGCUCAAAUUGAGAAGCGAGAGGAGGAAUUCAAGCUUCUCGUGAAAGUCGCUGAUCAAGUUGCCAGUACGUUGGUUGCGAACGUGUUUCUGGAGGCGGUUCAUGAGGCUGUCAAAAAGAUCGUCGAGACAGAAGACGAGGAAGAAGACAACCAGAUUGAAGCAACUCAAGAACCACGUUUUGAAACCAGCACAGAUGAGUACCAUGUCAAAGAAAAUGGUACCAUCAAAAUGGCUGCGACAAUCAGUGGACAUCCAACUCCAUUCUUGGAGUGGUACUUUGGAGAGGAAAAACUUCAAGUGUCACAAAAUGUUUCAAUGUACUAUGAAGCUGGCACUUCUGCAAUUAUUCUCAAAAAUGUGCAAAAACGUCAGGGUGGUAACUACUUCCUUCGUGCACAUAACUGUCAUGGAGAAUCCAUUCUUCCAAUGAAACUGACUGUUGAUCCAAUUGAAGCCGUCACUCAUGUCCUUGAGACUUCAAUUCCAAAGGUUGUUGUUGAGCAGGAUGCGAAGGAAGAAGAAGUCAGAAGAGCAGCUGAAAUCAUAUCUGAGCAGUUUGCACAGCUUUGGGUCCAAGAUGCUCAAACGGAAGCUGUUAGUGCACAAGCUCACCAAACGCCAGUUGUAGCCGAACAAGCCUCCGAGGAACCAACUCUGCCAGAAGUAGUCGCAGCACUUCAAGAGCAGAAGCCCUCUGUGGAGAAAGCACCCCAACCUCAGUUUGAAGUUCUGGAAACGGAAGACCAGGACGUUGUUGAACAAAUGCAGAAGCAGCUGCCACCAGUUCAAAAAUCAAUGUCUGUACAAGAGGAGAAAGCAUCUUCCCAAAGAACCCCAAGCCCAAUGAAUUACGAGGAUAAAGUUAAAACUAUUCAAUCUAACCUUCUUCGUGUUAACUCUCACGAGGCUAUGGAGCCCAUUGAGGCAACAAAUCUUUUGCUCAACACCGCUUUACAAUUAAAGAACGAGCAUGUAUGCGAUGAGACCACGACGGUUAUUGUUACCCAGCAGCCACAAAAAUACGAUCAACUCGUGACUGUCGUUGAAUCAAACAUCGAAUAUCAUGCACUUCGUCUCAGCACAUCUUCAUCUUCUCCUCUCAAGUUUAUUGAUCUUGAGACUAUCAUUCAAAAACCAAGCACAUCCUGUGAAAGUAUUGACAGAAUGUUCGUUGAGAAAUCAAAACGAACAGCUAAUGCUCAACACAGAAUAGUUGUUCUUCAAGGAAUGUCAAACACUUUCCAUAACGCUAUUACAUGGAGUUUGAAGAAAGUGAAGAAGCUUGUUGGAGAUGCUGAAGCUAAAGCUUAUGCGGAUGUGGAAGUGGUAAAGCAAGACGAAACUAAUGAGCAAGUCAUGACCAUCAUUGACAACGAUACUAUUGUUCCUCAGCUUUUGCAAGUGGCAGCAGCAGCCAACAAGCUUAAGCUGGAGAAUGUUAGUGUUGCAUUGAUCAAAGAAGGAGACCGUGCCCAUCAGGAAUUGGUUAUUGAGUAUGAAAGCUCUAUUGAUGAGCCAAUGUUCGAGCCAGUUCAUAACACAUCUCAUCUUACAUUCCACCAACAACAACCAACUGGACCAGAUCAACAUGUAUGGUCAAGAAGGUCUAAGUUUGAGGAAGACGAAGCUCAUGUUGUGGCGGUAUUUGUUGAAGUUGAUGCCAACUGCCCCGAUCAAAGCGUUGAAAUUGUUGCGACAGUAAAUGCAGCAUACGAAGGUGACAAUCGACAAGGAAUCGAAGAUGAGCCAUUCACGGAAGUUAGUCAGUCUCUAGCGACCGAAUCAAGUGCAGCUCCACAGGCUCCAAAGUUCUUGAGAAAACUAGUAAAUUGCUUUGGGAGAAUAGGAGAGCCCGUUCAGUUGAAAUGCUUGAUAGCGGGAAUGCCUCAACCAGAGAUCGAGUGGACAGUUGAUGGAGAUCCGAUUGUUCCCAAUGAUGAGUACAGUAUCGUUUACGAGGAUGGUGUGUGCAUUCUUCGCAUCGAAUCUACACUGAUUGAAGAUGAGGGAGAAUACUGUUGCACUGCCAGCAAUGUGGCUGGAACAACUUUCAGUAAAUGCUACUUGAAAUUAUCAGAAACAGAAAGAUCGGAAGAACAAUGUGAAGAGACAAUAAUUCCGCGUGGCGUUGUUGCAACAAUUCAAUGUCAAACAUCAGAACCACAAGAGUCAAUUCAGUGGUCCAAGGAUGGUAACAUUAUUCCAUCGGAUAUUUCUCGAUUUGAGUUCCGUUCUUUGGACAACAAUCAAAGCCACGAGAUGGUUAUUUCCAACAUUUCUUGGUCGGAUGCUGGUGUUUAUUCAGUUCUUAUCAAUGGAAAAAGCUCAUUUGUUUCCAAGAUUGUUGUUGUUGAAAGUGAGUUAAUUACUCAAUCAGUAGAAGAAGAACCAGAAGCUGAGCCAGAAAUUGAUGUGUCGCUUCAUAUUGUGGAGUCAGAACAAAUUAUUGAAUUAAAUGUUCCACAGUCACCCAAAUUAGGUGCAUCUCAUGAAACUUUAGUUCCAAUUGGUCAAGAUGACAUUGAAGUUAUCGAUAAACAGGAAGCAGCGCCUGUUGUUGAAUCAAUUGAAGAAACUUCAUCAAUAGGAUCAGAAGAAUUUGAGAUCAUAGAAAAGUUCACAGAAGAGGAAGUUCCAAAGGUAGCAGAACCUUCGGAGCCAACCCAAGCAGAUGUUCCAAAGAUAGCAGCACCUCUGGAACAAAGUCAAAUACAACAAGAAGUUCCAACGGUAGCAGCACCUUCGGAGCCAACCCAAGCAGAUGUUCCAAAGGAAGCAGCACCUUCGGAGCCGAGCCAAGCAGAUGUUCCAAAGGUAGCAGCACCUCUGGAACAAACUCAAAUACAACAAGAAGUUCCAAUGGUAGCAGCACCUUUGGAGCCAACCCAAGCAGAUGUUCCAAAGGUAGCAGCACCUCUGGAACAAAGUCAAAUACAACAAGAAGUUCCAACGGUAGCAGCACCUUCGGAGCCAACCCAAGCAGAUGUUCCAAAGGAAGCAGCACCUUCGGAGCCAAGCCAAGCAGAUGUUCCAAAGGUAGCAGCACCUCUGGAACAAACUCAAAUACAACAAGAAGUUCCAAUGGUAGCAGCACCUUUGGAGCCAAUUCAGGAAGAAGUUCCAAAGGAAGCAGCACCUUCGGAGCCAACUCAAGAAGACGUUCCAAAGGGAGCAGCACCUCUGGAGCCAACCCAAGAAGACGUUCCAAAGGAAGCAGCACCUUCGGGACCAACUCAAGAAGAUGUUCCGAAGGAAGAAGCUCCUUCGGAGCCAACUCAAGAAGACGUUCCAAAGGAAGCAGCACCUUCGGAGCCAACUCAAGAAAAUGUUCCGAAGGAAGCAGCACCUUCGGAGCCAACUAAAGACGUUCCAAAGGAAGCAGCACCUUCGGAGCCAAUUCAGGAAGAAGUUCCAAAGGAAGCAACACUUUCUGAGCCAACCCAAGAACAAUCAGAAGUUUCAAAGAGAUCAGAACCUGUAGAGCCAACCCAAAUUCAACAAGCAGCUUCAGAGGAAGAAACACCUCUAGAAGAAACUAAUGAAACUGUGGUCCAGACCAACGAAGAUGUUAAAGAAGCUGAAGUCCCUGAAAAUGCCGAAGCUCAAAAAGUGGUCGAUUCAUCGGAUUUGCAAGUUGCAGCUUCGGAAAUUGCCCACUUGGCUAUUGAUGAGGCAGUUUUGGAAACCUCAAAUCAGCCAUCCCAAUUCGACUCUCUUCAAGAACAAAAACCCUCGGUAGUCCAUGAAAAUGAACAUGUUCGCAGUGUCUGUGUUGAUCUUACAUUCAGCCGAGAUUCAGAGCAAAUUGUGUCAGAUGUAAUAGUUGCAGAAGUUGGUUAUGAUGAAGACGAAUGUUCAACAAUUGCCGAUACUAUCACAUCACUGUCUUCAAGUCCUCUGUACACUGCUCCAGUUUUUACUGAACGACUUCCAUCUUCAGCAUGUUUUGCAAAUAGUAAAUUGACACUAGAAGUUAUGUUCAGCGGAGUACCACAACCAACGAUUUCUUGGUUGAUUGACGAUCAUGAAUUGGUUUCCGAUGGUGAAAGGAUCUCCAUAAAAUGUGAAAAUGGUGUGAGCGCUAUUCGAUUCUUCAACGUGGAUCGUAAUGCGGGAGGUUUUCUGAAGUGUCGUGCAACAAAUUGUGCUGGGCAAGUUGAAACAUCAUGUGAGAUCGUCGCAGCUGAUGAGAUCUCUGUCAUCAGUGACUCUUCGAUUACAUCUUCGACGAGACCACAUUUUGUUGUGCCCUUACCUGAACGUGUCACUCAUACCGUCAAUGAUCAUAUUACAAUUAAAUGCAAAUUCUCUGGACAACCCUUGCCUGCCGCCAUGUGGGAAAAGGAUGGGGUCCUUCUCGAUUUACAAAAGUACCAAGUAACAACGGAAGAUGGAACCAGCAUUCUGAAAAUAGAGAGUGCAUCAUUGGAUGAUAAGGCCGUAUAUACCUGUACGAUCGCCAAUGAAGCUGGCUGUGAAUCGACAAGUUGCACAAUUGAUGUAGUUGAUGAUCAUCUUGGAUUACAACAAACUGGACUUCACGUGAUGUGUGAGCGGGAUCAGAAUGACGUGGAAUUGGAUAUACUUGUUCAAUCUCCAAAUCAUCUUGGCGUCACGUUCAAUUUCCCACCAGUUAACCGAACACUUGCUCGUCAACCACCAUACUUCUUGCUUCCACUUUCGGAUAAAGUUGUGAUAGAUGAGAAGUGUACACUAAAGUGUGUUGUGAUGGGAAUUCCAUUGGUUAUUGUGAAAUGGAUUGUUGACGGAGUUGUAGUUACGGAGGAUGAUAACCACGAAAUCCACUUUGAAGAUGGAAUAGCUUUGUUGCGAAUGAAAAAUAUCAAGAAAGACAAGAGUGUUGUUCAAUGUGAAGCAAUAAACUGUAAAGGUAAAGUUACAACGAGCUGUGUCUUGACGAAAUGUGGCGUAGAGGAGAGUGAAGCUGGUGACUUACAAAAACCGAGUUUUGUGCUAUCUUUGAAGGACACAUGCACAACAACGGAUCAUGCGACCUUGAAAUGUAUCGUAGUAGGAACUCCCCUUCCAGAUGUUUCUUGCUCGUUCAACGGAGUCACAGAUAAUUCUAAAAUUCGCUCCGAAGACGGAAUUGUCUUGAUUCAAGUGAAUGAUGUUACUGAAGAAGGUAUUGUUGUAGAAUGCACAAUUUCCAAUGAAACGGGAUCCAGCACGUCAAACUGUGUUGUGAAAAUAAUUAAACAGGAAGAAAAGAACUAUCAGCGUCCAAUAAUUGUAUUUAAUCAAGCUGGAUCAGUGAACAACGAACGAGAACUUUCUGUGAAAGUAGGAGUUAUUGCAUCGCCUGAACCAACAUUAUUCUGGAAACAUAACGGAAAAUCAAUCGAAGAAGGAGGAGAUUAUUAUUUAAUUUUUGAGGAUGGCAUUGGAAUAUUAAAAGUUUUCAAUAUCCAAGAUGGAUCUCAUGAAUUCACGUGUAUUGCUAAAAAUGAAUAUGGGCAAACAACGGUUGAAAUUCCAGUCGAAAUUGGUUUAAAAACCGAAAACAAGCUGACACUUGUCAAAACUUUGAAUGAUAUUGCCGUUGUGGAUGAUAUUGUGCAGUUAAAAAUAGUUGCUGAAGGUGACCUUCCCAUUGAGUUCAAAUGGUUUGAAGAUGGGCAGAUUCUUGAAGAUGACAGUAGUCAUAAAAUAACUGUUGACAAAUGCAUUUCUACUCUGCAACUGAAACUAGAAGAAACUGGAACAAGAAUUAUAACUUGUGAAGUUUCUAAUUCUUCCAGUAAAGUAAAUGCAAGCUGCAAUGUAGAGCGAGUGCACAACACUGUCUCCGACUUUGUGAUGACUAAUGACAACUCGACAAGGUUCUUGGCUGUUGGACGAAAAUGCACAAGAGAACGUAACAAUACAAUUCUAAAAGCAGUAGUUGUCGCUCGGGAGAACAUCGGUGAUAUUUGUGAAAUUGAUGGAGAAAAAAUACCGGACGCAUACAUUGAAGGCAACUCCUUGUCGAUAAAAGUUGACACACUGUCUAAAAAACUAUCAAAUGUUUCCUUUAAAGUGUCCGCUUCCGAAGGAAAAGUGUUCGAAACGCGAAAAAUUGAAAUUGCACAAGAGGAUACUGAUGAAGAAAACUUUGAAAUCAACUAUUCUCUCCGAAUUGAUGAACAAAGUGGGAACACUACUUACACGUUUGAAAAUUCCGAAUUGUAUCAGGGAAAUCAAUCAAGGGAACUUGACAAUACUGAGAGAAACUUUACGGUUAAUAAAGAGAAGGACGAAUCGAAAAAGCCUUCUGAAGUACAACCAGCUGAAAUUGUUGAGCAAAAAGAUGUUCCAGUGCAAGAGACUAGUGCACCAACAGUUGAGAAACUUGCUCCUGUGGAAUCAAAAGAAACACCUGAAGUACAAGCAGCUGAAAUUGUUGAGCAAAAGGAUGUUCCAGUGCCAGAGACUCGUGCACCAACUGUCGAACCAACAGUUGAAAAACAUACACCUGUGGACUCAAAAGAAACAUCUGAAGUAGAACCAGCUGAAAUUGUUGAGCAAAAGGAUGUUCCAGUGCCAGAGACUAGUGCACCAACUGUCGAACCAACAGUUGAAAAACAUACACCUGUGGAAUCAAAAGAAAAAUCUGAAGUACAACCAGCUGAAAUUGUUGAGCAAAAGGAUGUCACAUGUGAAGAGGAAAUCAAAGAACUGCUGACGGAGGUGGAAGUUGAACUCUUCUUCUCACAAGCUGAAGUGUUCUCCGGUUUGGAACUAGAUUUACUGAUGGAAUGUUCUGAAUACGUAACAACUUCUAUCCAAAAAGGUUCAACUGCCGCACCCGCCCAAGAACCAACAGUUGAGAAACUUGCACCUGUGGAAUCAAAAGAAACAUCUGAAGUAGAACCAGCUGAAAUUGUUGAGCAAAAGGAUGUUCCAGUGCCAGAGACUAGUGCACCUUCUGUCGAACCAACAGUUGAGAAACUUGCACCUGUAGAAUCAAAGGAAACAUCUGAAGUACAACAAGCUGAAAUCGUCGAGCAAAAGGAUGUUCCAGUGCCAGAGACUAGUGCACCUUCUGUCGAACCAACAGUUGAGAAACUUGCACCUGCGGAAUCAAAGGAAACAUCUGAAGUACAACCAGCUGAAAUUGUUGAGCAAAAGGAUGUCACAUGUGAAGAGGAAAUCAAAGAACUGCUGACGGAGGUAGAAGUUGAACUCUUCUUCUCACAAGCUGAAGUGUUCUCCGGUUUGGAACUAGAUUUACUGAUGGAAUGUUCUGAAUACGUAACAACUUCUAUCCAAAAAGGUUCAACUGCCGCACCCGCCCAAGAACCAACAGUUGAGAAACUUGCUCCUGUGGAAUCAAAAGAAACAUCUGAAGUACAACAAGCUGAAAUCAUCGAGCAAAAGGAUGUUCCAGUGCCAGAGACCAGUGCACCUACAGUCGAACCAACAGUUGAGAAACUUAAACCUGUGGAAUCAAAAGAAACAUCGGAAGUACAACAAGUUGAAAUCAUCGAGCAAAAGGAUGUUCCAGUGCCAGAGACCAGUGCACCUACUGUCGAACCAACAGUUGAGAAACUUGCACCUGUGGAAUCAAAAGAAACAUCUGAAGUACAACAAGCUGAAAUCAUCGAGCAAAAGGAUGUUCCAGUGCCAGAGACCAGUGCACCUACAGUCGAACCAACAGUUGAGAAACUUAAACCUGUGGAAUCAAAAGAAACAUCGGAAGUACAACAAGUUGAAAUCAUCGAGCAAAAGGAUGUUCCAGUGCCAGAGACUAGUGCACCUACUGUCGAACCAACAGUUGAGAAACUUGCACCUGUGGAAUCAAAAGAAACAUCUGAAGUACAACAAGCUGAAAUCAUCGAGCAAAAGGAUGUUCCAGUGCCAGAGACCAGUGCACCUACAGUCGAACCAACAGUUGAGAAACUUAAACCUGUGGAAUCAAAAGAAACAUCGGAAGUACAACAAGUUGAAAUCAUCGAGCAAAAGGAUGUUCCAGUGCCAGAGACCAGUGCACCUACAGUCGAACCAACAGUUGAGAAACAUGCACCUGUAGAAUCAAAAGAAACAUCUGAAGUACAACCAGCUGAAAUUGUUGAGCAAAAGGUUGUUCCAGUGCCAGAGACUAGUGCACCUACUGUCGAACCAACAGUUGAGAAACUUGCACCUGUGGAAUCAAAAGAAACACCUGAAGUACAACCAGCUGAAAUUCUUGAGCAAAAGGAUGUCACAUGUGAAGAGGAAAUCAAAGAACUGCUGACGGAGGUGGAAGUUGAACUCUUCUUCUCAAAAGCUGAAGUGUUCUCCGGUUUGGAACUAGAUUUACUGAUGGAAUGUUCUGAAUACGUAACAACUUCUAUCCAAAAAGGUUCAACUGCCGCACCCGCCCAAGAACCAACAGUUGAGAAACUUGCUCCUGUGGAAUCCAAGGAAACAUCUGAAGUAGAACCAGCUGAAAUUGUUGAGCAAAAGGAUGUUCCAGUGCCAGAGACUAGUGCACCUACAGUCGAACCAACAGUUGAGAAACUUAAAUCUGUGGAAUCAAAAGAAACAUCUGAAGUACAACAAGCUGAAAUCAUCGAGCAAAAGGAUGUUCCAGUGCCAGAGACUAGUGCACCUACUGUCGAACCAACAGUUGAGAAACUAGCUCCUGUGGAUUCAAAGGAAACAUCUGAAGUAGAACCAGCUGAAAUUGUUGAGCAAAAGGAUGUCACAUGUGAAGAGGAAAUCAAAGAACUGCUGACGGAGGUAGAAGUUGAACUCCUCUUCUCACAAGCUGAAGUGUUCUCCGGUUUGGAACUAGAUUUACUGAUGGAAUGUUCUGAAUACGUAACAACUUCUAUCCAAAAAGGUUCAACUGCCGCACCCGCCCAAGAACCAACAGUUGAGAAACUUGCUCCUGUGGAAUCCAAGGAAACAUCUGAAGUAGAACCAGCUGAAAUUGUUGAGCAAAAGGAUGUUCCAGUGCCAGAGACUAGUGCACCUACAGUCGAACCAACAGUUGAGAAACUUAAAUCUGUGGAAUCAAAAGAAACAUCUGAAGUACAACAAGCUGAAAUCAUCGAGCAAAAGGAUGUUCCAGUGCCAGAGACUAGUGCACCUACUGUCGAACCAACAGUUGAGAAACAUGCACCUGUAGAAUCAAAAGAAACAUCUGAAGUACAACCAGCUGAAAUUGUUGAGCAAAAGGUUGUUCCAGUGCCAGAGACUAGUGCACCUACUGUCGAACCAACAGUUGAGAAACUUGCACCUGUGGAAUCAAAAGAAACAUCUGAAGUAGAACCAGCUGAAAUUGUUGAGCAAAAGGAUGUUCCAGUGCCAGAGACUAGUGCACCUACUGUCGAACCAACAGUUGAGAAACUUGCACCUGUGGAAUCAAAAGAAACAUCUGAAGUAGAACCAGCUGAAAUUGUUGAGCAAAAGGAUGUUCCAGUGCCAGAGACUAGUGCACCUACUGUCGAACCAACAAUUGAGAAACUUGCACCUGUGGAAUCAAAAGAAACAUCUGAAGUAGAACCAGCUGAAAUUGUUGAGCAAAAGGAUGUUUCAGUGCCAGAGACUAGUGCACCUACUGUCGAACCAACAAUUGAGAAACUUGCACCUGUGGAAUCAAAAGAAACAUCUGAAGUAGAACCAGCUGAAAUUGUUGAGCAAAAGGAUGUUUCAGUGCCAGAGACUAGUGCACCUACUGUCGAACCAACAGUUGAAAAACUUGCACCUGUGGAAUCAAAAGAAACAUCUGAAGUAGAACCAGCUGAAAUUGUUGAGCAAAAGGAUGUGCCAGUGCCAGAGACUAGUGCACCUACUGUCGAACCAACAGUUGAGAAACUUGCACCUGUGGAAUCAAAGGAAACAUCUGAAGUACAACCAGCUGAAAUUGUCGAGCACAAAGAUGUUCAAGUGCCAGAGACUAGUUCACCUACUGUCGAACCAACAGUUGAAAAACUUGCACCUGUGGAAUCAAAAGAAACAUCUGAAGUAGAACCAGCUGAAAUUGUUGAGCAAAAGGAUGUGCCAGUGCCAGAGACUAGUGCACCUACUGUCGAACCAACAGUUGAGAAACUUGCACCUGUGGAAUCAAAAGAAACAUCUGAAGUAGAACCAGCUGAAAUUGUUGAGCAAAAGGAUGUGCCAGUGCCAGAGACUAGUGCACCUACUGUCGAACCAACAGUUGAGAAACUUGCACCUGUGGAAUCAAAGGAAACAUCUGAAGUACAACCAGCUGAAAUUGUUGAGCAAAAGGAUGUUUCAGUGCCAGAGACUAGUGCACCUACUGUCGAACCAACAGUUGAGAAACUUGCACCUGUGGAAUCAAAGGAAACAUCUGAAGUACAACCAGCUGAAAUUGUUGAGCAAAAGGAUGUGCCAGUGCCAGAGACUAGUGCACCUACUGUCGAACCAACAGUUGAGAAACUUGCACCUGUGGAAUCAAAGGAAACAUCUGAAGUACAACCAGCUGAAAUUGUCGAGCACAAAGAUGUUCAAGUGCCAGAGACUAGUUCACCUACUGUCGAACCAACAGUUGAAAAACUUGCACCUGUGGAAUCAAAAGAAACAUCUGAAGUAGAACCAGCUGAAAUUGUUGAGCAAAAGGAUGUGCCAGUGCCAGAGACUAGUGCACCUACUGUCGAACCAACAGUUGAGAAACUUGCACCUGUGGAAUCAAAGGAAACAUCUGAAGUACAACCAGCUGAAAUUGUCGAGCACAAAGAUGUUCAAGUGCCAGAGACUAGUGCACCUACUGUCGAACCAACAAUUGAGAAACUUGCACCUGUGGAAUCAAAAGAAACAUCUGAAGUAGAACCAGCUGAAAUUGUUGAGCAAAAGGAUGUUUCAGUGCCAGAGACUAGUGCACCUACUGUCGAACCAACAAUUGAGAAACUUGCACCUGUGGAAUCAAAAGAAACAUCUGAAGUACAACCAGCUGAAAUUGUCGAGCACAAAGAUGUUCAAGUGCCAGAGACUAGUUCACCUACUGUCGAACCAACAGUUGAAAAACUUGCACCUGUGGAAUCAAAAGAAACAUCUGAAGUACAACCAGCUGAAAUUGUUGAGCAAAAGGAUGUCACAUGUGAAGAGGAAAUCAAAGAACUGCUGACGGAGGUAGAAGUUGAACUCUUCUUCUCACAAGCUGAAGUGUUCUCCGGUUUGGAACUAGAUUUACUGAUGGAAUGUUCUGAAUACGUAACAACUUCUAUCCAAAAAGGUUCAACUGCCGCGCCCGCCCAUGAACCAACAGUUGAGAAACUUGCUCCUGUGGAAUCAAAAGAAACAUCUGAAGUAGAACCAGCUGAAAUUGUUGAGCAAAAGGAUGUGCCAGUGCCAGAGACUAGUGCACCUACUGUCGAACCAACAGUUGAGAAACUUGCACCUGUGGAAUCAAAGGAAACAUCUGAAGUAGAACCAGCUGAAAUUGUUGAGCAAAAGGAUUUGCCAGUGCCAGAGACUAGUGCACCUACUGUCGAACCAACAGUUGAGAAACUUGCACCUGUGGAAUCAAAGAAAACAUCUGAAGUAGAACCAGCUGAAAUUGUUGAGCAAAAGGAUGUGCCAGUGCCAGAGACUAGUGCACCUACUGUCGAACCAACAGUUGAGAAACUUGCACCUGUGGAAUCAAAAGAAACAUCUGAAGUAGAACCAGCUGAAAUUGUUGAGCAAAAGGAUGUUCCAGUGCCAGAGACUAGUGCACCUACUGUCGAACCAACAGUUGAGAAACUUGCACCUGUGGAAUCAAAAGAAACAUCUGAAGUAGAACCAGCUGAAAUUGUUGAGCAAAAGGAUGUUCCAGUGCCAGAGACUAGUGCACCUACUGUCGAACCAACAAUUGAGAAACUUGCACCUGUGGAAUCAAAAGAAACAUCUGAAGUAGAACCAGCUGAAAUUGUUGAGCAAAAGGAUGUUUCAGUGCCAGAGACUAGUGCACCUACUGUCGAACCAACAAUUGAGAAACUUGCACCUGUGGAAUCAAAAGAAACAUCUGAAGUAGAACCAGCUGAAAUUGUUGAGCAAAAGGAUGUUUCAGUGCCAGAGACUAGUGCACCUACUGUCGAACCAACAGUUGAAAAACUUGCACCUGUGGAAUCAAAAGAAACAUCUGAAGUAGAACCAGCUGAAAUUGUUGAGCAAAAGGAUGUGCCAGUGCCAGAGACUAGUGCACCUACUGUCGAACCAACAGUUGAGAAACUUGCACCUGUGGAAUCAAAGGAAACAUCUGAAGUACAACCAGCUGAAAUUGUCGAGCACAAAGAUGUUCAAGUGCCAGAGACUAGUUCACCUACUGUCGAACCAACAGUUGAAAAACUUGCACCUGUGGAAUCAAAAGAAACAUCUGAAGUAGAACCAGCUGAAAUUGUUGAGCAAAAGGAUGUGCCAGUGCCAGAGACUAGUGCACCUACUGUCGAACCAACAGUUGAGAAACUUGCACCUGUGGAAUCAAAAGAAACAUCUGAAGUAGAACCAGCUGAAAUUGUUGAGCAAAAGGAUGUGCCAGUGCCAGAGACUAGUGCACCUACUGUCGAACCAACAGUUGAGAAACUUGCACCUGUGGAAUCAAAGGAAACAUCUGAAGUACAACCAGCUGAAAUUGUCGAGCACAAAGAUGUUCAAGUGCCAGAGACUACUGCAACUACUUUCGAACCAACAAAGGAGAAACUUGCACCUGUGGAUUCAAAGGAAACAUCUGAAGUACAAACUGCUGAAAUCGUCGAGCAAAAGGAUGUUCCAGUUCCAGAGACUAGUGCAACUACUGUCGAACCAACAAAGGAGAAACUUGCACCUGGGGAAUCAAAGGAAACAUCUGAAGUACAACAAGCUGCAAUCGUCGAGCAAAAGGAUGUUGCAGUGCCAGAGACUAGUGCAACUACUGUCGAACCAACAAAGGAGAAACUUGCACCUGUGGAAUCAAAGGAAACAUCUGAAAUACAAACUGCUGAAAUCGUGGAGCAAAAGGAUGUUCCAGUUCCAGAGACUAGUACAUCUUAUGUCGAACCAACAAAGGAGAAACUUGCACCUGGGGAAUCAAAGGAAACAUCUGAAGUACAACAAGCUGCAAUCGUCGAGCAAAAGGAUGUUCCAGUUCCAGAGACUAGUGCAACUACUGUCGAACCAACAAAGGAGAAACUUGCACCUGUGGAAUCAAAGGAAACAUCUGAAAUACAACAAGCUGCAGUCGUCGAGCAAAAGGAUGUUCCAGUUCCAGAGACUAGUGCAACUACUGUCGAACCAACAAAGGAGAAACUUGCACCUGUGGAAUCAAAGGAAACAUCUGAAGUACAACAAGCUGCAAUCGUCGAGCAAAAGGAUGUUCCAGUUCCAGAGGCUAAUGCACCUACUUUCGAACCAACAGUUGAGAAACUUGCACCUGUGGAAUCAAAGGAAACAUCUGAAGUACAACAAGCUGCAAUCGUCGAGCAAAAGGAUGUUCCAGUUCCAGAGGCUAAUGCACCUACUGUCGAACCAACAGUUGAGAAACUUGCACCUGUGGAAUCAAAGGAAACAUCUGUGGAAUCCAAGGAAACACAGGCUGAUGCUAAACUGAAAAAAGAGAAGGACGAUAAACACAAACAGGAGGCUGAUGCUAAACUGCAAAAGGAGAAUGAUGAUAAACUCAAACAGGAGGCUGAUGCUAAACUGAAAAAGGAGAAUGAUGAUAAACUCAAACAGGAGGCUGAUGCUAAACUGAAAAAGGAGAAUGAUGAUAAACUCAAACAGGAGGCUGAUGCUAAACUGAAAAAGGAGAAUGAUGAUAAACUCAAACAGGAGGCUGCUGCUAAGCUGAAAAAGGAGAAUGAUGAUAAACUCAAACAGGAGGCUGAUGCUAAAUUGAAAAAGGAGAAUGAUGAUAAACUGAAACAGGAGGCUGAUGCUAAACUGCAAAAGGAGAAUGAUGAUAAACUCAAACAGGAGGCUGAUGCUAAACUGCAAAAGGAGAAUGAUGAUAAACUGAAACAGGAGGCUGAUGCUAAACUGCAAAAGGAGAAUGAUGAUAAACUGAAACAGGAGGCUGAUGCUAAACUGCAAAAGGAGAAUGAUGAUAAACUGAAACAGGAGGCUGAUGCUAAACUGCAAAAGGAGAAUGAUGAUAAACUCAAACAGGAGGCUGAUGCUAAACUGAAAAAGGAGAAUGAUGAUAAACUGAAACAGGAGGCUGAUGCUAAAUUGAAAAAGGAGAAGCACGAUAAACUCAAACAGGAGGCUGAUGCUAAACUGCAAAAGGAGAAUGAUGAUAAACUGAAACAGGAGGCUGAUGCUAAACUGCAAAAGGAGAAUGAUGAUAAACUGAAACAGGAGGCUGAUGCUAAACUGCAAAAGGAGAAGGAUGAUAAACUGAAACAGGAGGCUGAUGCUAAACUGAAAAAGGAGAAGGACGAUAAACUCAAACAGGAUGCUGAUGCUAAACUGCAAAAGGAGAAGGACGAUAAACUCAAACAGGAGGCUGAUGCUAAACUGAAAAAGGAGAAGGACGAUAAACUGAAACAUGAGGCUGAUGCUAAACUGCAAAAGGAGAAGGACGAUAAACUCAAACAGGAGGCUGAUGCUAAACUGAAAAAGGAGAAGGACGAUAGACUGAAAAAGGAUGCUGAUGCUAAACUGCAAAAGGAGAAGGACGAUAAACUCAAACAGGAGGCUGAUGCUAAACUGAAAAAGGAGAAGGACGAUAAACUGAAACAUGAGGCUGAUGCUAAACUGCAAAAGGAGAAGGACGAUAAACUCAAACAGGAGGCUGAUGCUAAACUGAAAAAGGAGAAGGAUGAUAAACUGAAACAGGAGGCUGAUGCUAAACUGCAAAAGGAGAAGGACGAUAAACUCAAACAGGAGGCUGAUGCUAAACUGAAAAAGGAGAAGGAUGAUAAACUGAAACAGGAGGCUGAUGCUAAACUGCAAAAGGAGAAGGACGAUAAACUCAAACAGGAGGCUGAUGCUAAACUGAAAAAGGAGAAGGAUGAUAAACUGAAACAGGAGGCUGAUGCUAAACUGCAAAAGGAGAAGGACGAUAAACUCAAACAGGAGGCUGAUGCUAAACUGAAAAAGGAGAAGGACGAUAAACUCAAACAGGAGGCUGAUGCUAAACUGAAAAAGGAGAAGGACGAUAAACUCAAACAGGAUGCUGAUGCUAAACUGCAAAAGGAGAAGGACGAUAAACUCAAACAGGAGGCCGAUGCUAAACUGAAAAAGGAGAAGGACGAUAAACUGAAACAUGAGGCUGAUGCUAAACUGAAAAAGGAGAAGGACGAUAAACUCAAACAGGAGGCUGAUGCUAAACUGAAAAAGGAGAAGGACGAUAAACUCAAACAGGAUGCUGAUGCUAAACUGAAAAAGGAGAAGGACGAUAAACUGAAACAUGAGGCUGAUGCUAAACUGCAAAAGGAGAAGGAUGAUAAUUUCAAACAGGAGGCUAAUGCUAAACUGCAAAAGGAGAAGGAUGAUAAACUGAAACAGGAGAAGGAUGAUAAUUUCAAACAGGAGGCUAAUGCUAAACUGCAAAAGGAGAAGGAUGAUAAACUGAAACAGGAGAAGGACGAUAAACUCAAACAGGAGGCCGAUGCUAAACUGAAAAAGGAGAAGGAUGAUAAACUGAAACAGGAGGCUGAUGCUAAACUGAAAAAGGAGAAGGACGAUAAAUUGAAACAGGAGGCUGAUGCUAAACUGAAAAAAGAUAAGGAUGAUAAACUCAAACAGGAGGCUGAUGCUAAACUGAAAAAGGAGAAGGACGAUAAAUUGAAACAGGAGGCUGAUGCUAAACUGAAAAAAGAUAAGGAUGAUAAACUCAAACAGGAGGCUGAUGCUAAACUGAAAAAAGAUAAGGAUGAUAAACUCAAACAGGAGGCUGAUGCUAAACUGAAAAAGGAGAAGGAUGAUAAACUGAAACAGGAGAAGAACGAUAAACUCAAACAAGAGGCCGAUGCUAAACUGAAAAAGGAGAAGGACGAUAAACUGAAACAGGAGGCUGAUGCUAAACUGAAAAAGGAGAAGGAUGAUAAACUGAAACAGGAGACUGAUGCUAAACUGAAAAAAGAUAAGGAUGAUAAACUGAAACAGGAGGCUGAUGCUAAACUGAAAAAAGAUAAGGAUGAUAAACUCAAACAGGAGGCUGAUGCUAAACUGAAAAAAGAUAAGGAUGAUAAACUGAAACAGGAGGCUGAUGGUAAACUGAAAAAGGAGAAGGAUAAUAAACUCAAACAGGAGGCUGAUGGUAAACUGAAAAAGGAGAAGGAUAAUAAACUCAAACAGGAGGCUGAUGCUAAACUGAAAAAGGAGAAGGACGAUAAACUGAAACAGGAGGCUGAUGCUAAACUGAAAAAGGAGAAGGACGAUAAAUUGAAACAGGAGGCUGAUGCUAAACUGAAAAAAGAUAAGGAUGAUAAACUGAAACAGGAGGCUGAUGCUAAACUGAAAAAGGAGAAGGACGAUAAAUUGAAACAGGAGGCUGAUGCUAAACUGAAAAAAGAUAAGGAUGAUAAACUCAAACAGGAGGCUAAUGCUAAACUGCAAAAGGAGAAGGAUGAUAAACUCAAACAGGAGGCUGAUGCUAAACUGCAAAAGGAGAAGGAUGAUAAACUCAAACAGGAGGCUGAUGCUAAACUGAAAAAGGAGAAGGACGAUAAACUGAAACAGGAGGCUGAUGCUAAACUGCAAAAGGAGAAGGACGAUAAACUGAAACAGGAGGCUGAUGCUAAACUGAAAAAGGAGAAGGACGAUAAACUGAAACAGGAGGCUGAUGCUAAACUGCAAAAGGAGAAGGAUGAUAAUUUCAAACAGGAGGCUAAUGCUAAACUGCAAAAGGAGAAGGAUGAUAAACUGAAACAGGAGAAGGACGAUAAACUCAAACAAGAGGCCGAUGCUAAACUGAAAAAGGAGAAGGACGAUAAACUGAAACAGGAGGCUGAUGCUAAACUGAAAAAGGAUAAGGAUGAUAAACUGAAACAGGAGGCUGAUGCUAAACUGAAAAAGGAGAAGGACGAUAAACUGAAACAGGAGGCUGAUGCUAAACUGAAAAAGGAGAAGGACGAUAAAUUGAAACAGGAGGCUGAUGCUAAACUGAAAAAAGAUAAGGAUGAUAAACUCAAACAGGAGGCUGAUGCUAAACUGAAAAAAGAUAAGGAUGAUAAACUCAAACAGGAGGCUGAUGCUAAACUGAAAAAGGAGAAGGAUGAUAAACUGAAACAGGAGACUGAUGCUAAACUGAAAAAAGAUAAGGAUGAUAAACUGAAACAGGAGGCUGAUGCUAAACUGAAAAAGGAGAAGGACGAUAAAUUGAAACAGGAGGCUGAUGCUAAACUGAAAAAGGAGAAGGACGAUAAAUUGAAACAGGAGGCUGAUGCUAAACUGAAAAAGGAGAAGGACGAUAAAUUGAAACAGGAGGCUGAUGCUAAACUGAAAAAAGAUAAGGAUGAUAAACUCAAACAGGAGGCUGAUGCUAAACUGAAAAAAGAUAAGGAUGAUAAACUGAAACAGGAGGCUGAUGGUAAACUGAAAAAGGAGAAGGAUAAUAAACUCAAACAGGAGGCUGAUGGUAAACUGAAAAAGGAGAAGGAUAAUAAACUCAAACAGGAGGCUGAUGCUAAACUGAAAAAGGAGAAGGACGAUAAACUGAAACAGGAGGCUGAUGCUAAACUGAAAAAGGAUAAGGAUGAUAAACUGAAACAGGAGGCUGAUGCUAAACUGAAAAAGGAGAAGGACGAUAAACUGAAACAGGAGGCUGAUGCUAAACUGAAAAAGGAGAAGGACGAUAAAUUGAAACAGGAGGCUGAUGCUAAACUGAAAAAAGAUAAGGAUGAUAAACUCAAACAGGAGGCUGAUGCUAAACUGAAAAAAGAUAAGGAUGAUAAACUCAAACAGGAGGCUGAUGCUAAACUGAAAAAGGAGAAGGAUGAUAAACUGAAACAGGAGGCUGAUGCUAAACUGAAAAAAGAUAAGGAUGAUAAACUGAAACAGGAGGCUGAUGCUAAACUGAAAAAAGAUAAGGAUGAUAAACUCAAACAGGAGGCUGAUGCUAAACUGAAAAAGGAGAAGGGUGAUAAACUCAAACUGGAGGAUCAAACUAAUCAAAGCCGAAUUUUUGAAGAAACAUCAAUCGAGGUCACGUCGCUUCUAAAAUGUAAGCAGCAAGCAAUUAUUGUUUCAAAGUCUUUUGCACUUUGCGAACGUGUUGUUUUGAAUGCUGAGGAGCCAUUUACACUUGAAGUGUUUUGUAAUGCGGUAUUCGUAAAACAAAGAACUGAUAAAAUUGGAAUUGGAAUUAUUUUCGAGCGUUCUGGUGCUUCAAAGAAAGACGAAAGUAGACCUGAUCGGCUUGAUGACAAUUGUGUGCUCACAGAUGUAACAGACGGGCUUUCAAUUCUCAGUCCUCCACCGAAAGCAAAGAAACAUUUGAAAAAGAAGAAGAAGCAUCACAAAAAAGAAAAAAUUGCCGUCAAGGAAACAGAACAAGAUGAAAAGACAGUGUCUCAUCUCAAACCCGAAAUCAGUGGAAUGGAGAGGAAACGAAGUAAUUCUGGUUCAAGCGAUAUUUUCGUCGAUGUGGAUAUUGAAGCCGGUGAAGAAUCUAUUCAUACUGAUGCUCUCGUUGAUCUAAACUUCUAUGACUACGACCAAAUGGAACUUAGCAUUUUUGAAGAUUACGAUUCAGAUGACGACAGUGCUUCUAUUGAUUGUGACGUCAGUUUGAGUAAUGUUGCAGCCGACGAUGGAAUUGAUGUAUUCCCAUCUGAUGGAGAUACUCAAGAAGUUGAACAAAAGGUUACACUUCCAAAGAAGCAUCAAUCUGAUGAAGAUGUCAUUAGUAAAGAAGAAGAGAAUUUGGAAACUUCUGUCAGUUAUGGAAGUAUUGAGGAAACAGUAUCUUUUACAAUCGGUACAGGACAAUCAAUUAUCGAACAUCCAAAAUCCCAUGCAGUUGGACAAAUGAACUCUGAAGUGAUUAUCAAAUGUAAAACAUCUCAACCAAUUUCUGACGCUAAAUGGUUCUGCAACGGUAUGGUUCUAUUACCAGAUGAACAAGUAAACAUGACUGUGACUGGAUGUGAGGCAGUACUCCGAUUAGUGAAGUUCCUCCCACAGAACAAAGGAAAUUAUCAUGUACUGAUUGAUGGAUCAAUCGGAAGUCAACCAGCAAUUUUAUCGGGCCCAGUUCCUCCAGUUAUUCUCAACAAAUUGACCAAGCCAAUUACUCAUCAAGCUGGAAAGUCAUUCACCUACAAAUUUAACUUUAUGGGAGCACCCGCACCAAGACUUCGCGUGCUAUCAAAUGGAGAACCCGUUUCGUUCGAUGUUAAAUAUGAAAUUUAUGACAAUAUCGCGUCGCUUUAUAUUCCCAAGAUGAGUAAACGAGAUGGUGGAGAAUACACAGUUGUUCUGGAAAACAAAUAUGGAAAAGAUGAAUCUGAUUUACACAUCACCAUGGUAGACACUCCUCUGAAACCCAGAAAAGCUCAACUUGUUGCUCUUACCGAUACUUCUGCAACAUUUAAGUGGUUGCCACCGCACACUGGCGAAUCAGAUAUUCUUCAUUACAUUGUUAUGAGGAGAUCAACCGAAAGCCGCCGUUGGAGAAAUAUUGGACACGUUCAGGAGAAAACGUUCACAGCAAUUGAGCUUGUUCCAAAUGAGUUCUAUGCGUUCCGAAUUGUUGCCGUGAAUGGAUUUGGUGAAGGCGCCCCUAGCGAGAUUAUCGAAGUUAACACUUUAGAUUAUGAUCAAGAGGAAAGCUUUGAUUUUGCUGGCGAAGAAGAGUUGAAGUUGGAUGACGUUCAAGUUAACAAUGAAGUAGUAACUGAAAUAACUAUUGAGGAAAGUGAAGUUACGAUUGAAGAGCACAGAAAACUCAAAAAGAAGUCGAAGAAAUCGAAGAAAACUACCGAUGAGCCUGAAUUAGAUUCUGAAAUCGCUCUCGAAGUAUCUUCUGAUAUAACAUCAUCAUUGGAAAUCACAACGGAAUCCACGAUCCCAGACACUGCUCCCGAGAGCCAAGAAACAUUGAAUGUUGAAAUUGCAGUAACAGAGACCACUGUUCAGAAAAUCACUAACCCAUCGGACGAAUCUGCUAAGAAAGAUGUUAAUGAAGACACGGCAGUAUCUUCUAUUGUCAAAAAGGAUGAUAAGGAUGUUAACAAAAAGUCUUUGCCAGAGUCAGGACUAACAACUAAGAAGGAGAUUCAAGGAAAACCUGAAAAGAAGAUUAUGAAGAAGAAAACUGAAAAGGCAGACUCCUCAAUAAGUGAAACUUCUGAAACCUUGACGAAAGACUUGACACAAACUAAGCAAUCAGAGCCAGAACCUGCUAAACGUACUACUGAAACUUCCGUCCAAGACGAAGUGAAACGUAAGACAGAGACUACUUCAAAAUCCAAACAGACCACCGAAGAACAUCCACAGCCAGGAGGAAAGUCUGACUCUUCAAUAAGUUCAACAUCUGACGCUUCAGAAGUGAAACAAGUUCAGCAAUCGGAAUCAGAGGCUCAGAAGGUUACUGAAAAACCAGAAACUGCCAAACUUGAGUCAAAAUCAAAAAUGACGGAAGAUACCACUAAGGAAUCUGACAACAAGGAGACAGUUGAUGAAAAACCUAAAAAGAAGGUUCUGAAAAAGAAAACCGAAAAGUCCGAUUCUACAAUCAGUGAGACAUCAGAAACGUCAGCAGUUGAAUCAGCUGGACCAUCUGAAUCUGAAACCCAGAAUGUUGCCGCAGUCGAUAAGGAAAAGAAACAGAAGGAAACUGACGAGAAGCAGAAACUCGAGGCUGAAAUUGCAGGUAAAAAAUCAACCGAACAGAAAUCCAAACUUGAGGCAGAAGCUAAACUCAAAAGAGCUGCUGAAGAGGAUGCUGCAAAGAAACAAAAAGAAAAGACUGAAGCAGCAUCUAAAAAGGCUGCUGCAGAAAAGUUGGAACUGGAAAAGCAGGCCCAGAUCAACAAGGCUGCAGAAGCUGAUGCAGUCAAAAAACAAAAUGAACUGGAUGAGCAAAAUAAACUUGAAGCGACCAAAAAGUUAGCCGCAGAGAAAUUGAAACUCGAGGAACAGUCUGCUGCUAAAUCUAAACAAGCUGCUGAAGAACAAGCAAAAUUAGAUGCACAAACGAAAGCAAAGGCAGCCGAAAAACAAACCGGACUGGAAAAAGAUGAAAAAUCAAACAAGGAUUCUGGAUCCAACGAAACAGUCGAAGAAAAGCCUAAAAAGAAGGUACUGAAGAAGAAAACUGAAAAGUCUGAUUCUUCAAUCAGCCAGAAAUCUGACACUUCGAAGACAGUUGCGGAAUCAGCUGGAUCAUCAGAAUCUGAAACCCAGAAGGUGGCCGAUGCGACAAGCAAACAGAAGGAAACCGACAAAAAGCAAAAACUCGAAGCUGAAAUUACAGCUAAAAAAUCAGCCGAUGAGAAAUCGAAACUCGAAACUGAAUCUAAACUCAUAAAAGCUGCUGAGGAUGCUGCGAAGAAACAAAAAGAAAAAGAGGACAAACUGAAGUUGGAGGCUGAUGUCGCCUCUAAAAAGGCUGCUGCAGAAAAGUUGGAGCUCGAAAAGCAAGCCCAGAUCAAAAAGGCAGCAGAAGCUGAUGCAGUCAAGAAACAGAAAGAACUAGCAGAAAAGCAGAAACUAGAAUCAGAGGCUGCCACAAAGAAGGCCGCUGCAGAAAAGUUGAAACUGGAAGAGCAGGCCCAGAUCAACAAGGCUGCAGAAGCUGAUGCAGUCAAAAAACAAAAAGAACUGGAUGAGAAAAAUAAACUUGAAGCUAACAAAAAAUCUGCCGCAGAGAAAUUGAAACUCGAGGAAGAGUCUGCUGCUAAGUCUAAACAAACUGUUGAAGAACAAGCUAAAUUAGAUGCACAAACGAAAGAAAAGACAGCCGAAAAGCAAACCGGGCUGGAAAAAGAUGACAAAUCAACCAAGGAUUCUGAAUCCAAGGAGACAGUUGACGAAAAACCUAAAAAGAAGGUAUUGAAAAAGAAAACUGAAAAGUCUGAUUCUUCCAUCAGCCAGAAAUCCGUAACAUCGAAGACAGUUGUGGAAUCAGGUGGGCCAUCAGAAUCUGAAACCCAGAAGGUUGCCGAUGCAGCAAGGAAACAGAAGGAAACAGACGAGAAGCAAAAACUCGAGGCUGAAAUUACAGCUAAAAAAUCAGCCGAUGAGAAAUCGAAACUCGAAGCCGAAUCUAAACUCAAAAAAGCUGCUGAAGUCGAAGCGGCUAAGAAACAAAAAGAAAAAGAUGAACAGCUGAAAUUAGAUACUGAAGCAGCAUCUAAGAAGGCCGCCGCAGAAAAGUUGGAACUCGAAAAGCAAGCCCAGAUCAAAAAGGCAGCAGAAGCUGAUGCAGUCAAGAAAGAGAAAGAACUAGCAGAAAAGCAGAAACUAGAAUCAGAGGCUGCCACAAAGAAGGCCGCUGCAGAAAAGUUGAAACUGGAAGAGCAGAAAAAGAAGGAUGCUGAAACUGCUUCGAUUGAGAAACAGAAAGAGCAAGAAAAAUUAGCACAAGAACAAUCCAAGUUGGAAGUUGACGCUAAAAAGAGCGCGGAAAAGCAAAAACUCGAGUCCGAAACAAAGUCGAAGAAGACAGAGGAGGCUCCAAAGGAAUCUGUUGACGAAAAACCCAAAAAGAAGGUAUUGAAGAAGAAAACUGAAAAGUCUGAUUCUUCGAUCAGCCAGAAAUCCGACACAGCGAAGACAGUUGCGGAAUCAGCUGGACAAUCGGAUUCUGAAACCCAGAAGGUUUCCGAAGCCGAUAAGGCACAUAAACAAAAAGAAUCCGACGAGAAGCAAAAACUCGAAAGUGAGAUCGCAGCUAAAAAAUCAGCCGAACAGAAAUCCAAACUCGAAACAGAAGCUAAAACUAAAAAGGUUAUUGAAGAUGAAUCCGCUAAGAAACAGAAGGAACAAGAAGACAAGAAAAAAGGUGAUGAUUCUGCGAAGAAACAGAAAGAUCAGAAAGAGAAGCAGAAACUAGAAUCAGAAGCUACUUCAAAGAAACCAACAUCAGAAAAGCAAAAAGACGAGAAGACUCCUCAAGAAAAAGCCAAAUCGGAAAAUGAAACUGUGAUGACCACGGAACCUCAACAACUCGAGGUUAAAUCUGAACCAAAGAAGUCCGACAAAACUGAAACAGUGGAAAAAGAAGUCGCUUCAUCGACCGAAAAGAGUGAUGAUUCUAAAACAAAAGAACCAAAAGAAAAGAAGAAGAUCAUCAAAAAGAAGAAGGAUACCACUAAGCCUCAAGAAGCAUCGAAAGAACUCAGUUCUGAUGAGUCUCGAAUUGAUUUGGAGUCAGAUAUCAGUCUUAGCUUGGAUACGGUUACAGAGUCUGAUGAUCUUUCAACUGCUUCCACGAUUAAGUUGCAGAAAGAAUCGGACGAGAGUGGAAUCGACAGUCGAAUGGGUCAAACAUCGGAGGCAGAAGAUUCACCGUUCAUCAGUCAGCCGGUAUCGGCAACAGUGACGGAAAUGGCUGGAGAAGCAAAGUUCACAGUCAAAUUCUCACGUAAGCCAAUCUACGUAAAAUGGAUGAGAGAUGAUCGAGAAAUCCGUGUUGCCUAUGGAAAAGCAUCUGUUGAGACAACCGAUGAUUCUUCGGUUUUAGUGAUUAAGAACAUUGAUGGCAAGGAUGUUGGAAAUAUUUAUGCAGUAUUCGAUAGUGAAUACAGAUCAGCGAUGGCUAGACUCGAUCUACGAGUCCCAUGCAAAAUCACACUGGAAUCAUCUUCAAAUGCACCAGAAAUUGUUGCAGGAAAGAAUCUCGAUCUUUCUUUCAAGAUUUCCGGAUAUCCUCUUCCAACCAAUAUCGAGCUCCUACACAACAAUGAAAACUUGCGUACUCGAUCGGAUGUUACCGAUUUCGACGACUCGAUUUCCAUCAGAAUGAAGAGAUUGAAACUUGAGGAUUCUGGCGAGAUCAAGAUCAUAGGGAAGAAUGAUUCAUCCGAAGAUCAAUUGAGAAUUCCAAUAAAUGUUAUUGAAGUCACAAGCAAGCCAACUUCACUUCAAGUCACAAGCACAGAAAGAGAAACCGUAACUCUGACAUGGUCAUUGCCAACUGAACUCAACGGUUCCAAUGUGAAUGAGUACUUGGUAGAACGAAAGACUGUUGAUGGUGGAAGAUGGAGACAUGCUUGUACUGUCACUGAUAGUCGUGCUGUUGUGGAUGGUCUAUUCUCGGGAACGGAAUAUGUUUUCCGAGUUGUCGCUGUGAAUGGAGCAGGACAAAGUGCGCCGAGUGAUACCAUUGAAGCAACGACACAGGCGGAGGAGGAGAUCGAUGAAACUGUUCCAACUUCACCAGUCGAAAAAGUCAAGGAGCCGGAAUCGAGAGAUGAUGAUAAGUCCGUAGAUGAAGUCGACGAUUCGACUGUCUUGGAAGAAAAGAAGGACGAUGGCGACGAUAAAUCGAAGCCUAAGACUAAAAAGAAGAUUAUCAAGAAGAAGGAAACUCCUGAAUCAGAACAAGUGACUGCUGCGGAACCAGAACAACAGAAGAUAUCUGAAGUUGAUGUGCAAAGUGUGGCUGAAACUGAAGUUGGAGCGAAGAAGAAGCCUGAUGCAGAAAAACCAACAGAUCUUUCGAAGGCUAAAAAGGAUUCAAAGUCCAAAAAAUCAGAUGAACCAGAGGCAUCUACUGAAGAGAAAUCAACAACUGAAAAACCUACAAACGAUAAAACUUCCAAAAAGAGUGCUGAAAAGAAGACUGUAAAACCAAAGAAGGAAGUUACAGGAAAACCAUUGGAAGCCAAGAAGCCAGUAGAAGAUAAGAAGGACGCAUCGCAACCCUCAUCGUCUAAAGAAAGCAGUCCACCAACUGAUGGAAAGAAGAAGAAACAGAUUCCGAAAGCAUUAUUCAUUCCUGAUGAGAUCAGUUCUCGAUUCGGAGAUCCGAGCACAAUGCACUCCGAAACCAACAUUACUACAACUAUUCGUGGUCGUGAAGGAAGUGCUGAUGCAAAGACACCACUGGUCGAACCACUAUCAGCCAGUGUUUCAAUGAAGGUUGAAAGUGCAAAAGAAAAGGCAGAAUUUUCAUUCAAACGACGCUCAGAGACUCCAGAUGAUAAGUCUAGAAAGAAGGAAGGAUUACCACCAGCGAAGAAGUCUGAAAAGAAGGAUGAAGUCACUGCCGAGAAACAGAGCACCGAAGCAUUAAUCGAAAGCAAAAAGAAGGAAGUUGAUGAAUCGAAGAUUUCCGAACAACAGCCAAGCGAUAAAAAUAAGUCGGAGGUAGUAGGUGUACCAGAGAAGGCGGCAGGCCCGGAAACCAAGAAAGACGUCAGUGAAAUUGAAGAAGUGCCCAAGAAGAAGACGAUUAAAAAGAAAACUGAGAAAUCAGACUCGUCCAUUAGCCAAAAAUCAAACGUCUUGAAACCAGCUGAUGACGAUAAAUCCAAGUCCGAUGAUGUUACUGAUAAAUCCAAGAAAACCACCGAAGAUCAAACCAAGGUUGCUACCGAUUCUAAACUUGAAAAAGCUGCGGAUACGACAAAGCAAAUUGAAACUGAAACCGUUGUUGACGACAAAUCGAAAAAGAAGGUUUUGAAGAAAAAAACUGAAAAGUCUGAUUCUUUCAUUAGCCAAAAAUCAGAAACACCACCUGUAGUUGAACCAACAAAACCAGCGGAAUCGGAAGCCCAGAAAAUCGCUGAAGUUAACAAGGCAAAGAAACAAAAGGAGGUUGACGAUAACCUGAAACGAGAAGCUGAGGUUGCAGCUAAAAAGAUCGCUGAUGAGAAAUUGAAAAUCGAAGCGGAAGCUAAUAUCAAGAAGACUGCUGAAGUCGAAGCGGCUAAAAAACAAAAGGAAAAAGAUGAACAGCUGAAAUUAGAGACUGAAGUAGUCUCUAAAAAAUCCGCCGCAGAAAAAUUGGAACUCGAAAAGCAGGCCCAGAUCAAAAAGGCAGCAGAAGCUGAUGCAGUCAAGAAACAGAAAGAACUGAAUGAGAAAAAUAAACUUGAAGCGGCCAAAAAAUCAGCCGCGGAUAAAUUGAAACUCGAGGAAGAGUCUGCUGCCAAAUCUAAGAAGGUUUCUGAAGAAUCGGUCAAGUUCGGAGAAGAAAAGAAGACAAAGGCUGGCGAAAAAACAGUCCAGGUUGAGUCAGAGCCUACUUCCAAGAAGACCAUAGACACUAAGGACGUAGGAGCCACUGAGCCAGCUGACGAAACGCCUAAAAAGAAGAUAAUCAAGAAGAAAACUGAAAAAUCCGAUUCUUCAAUAAGUCAGAAAUCCGCUACUGAUUCCGAGAAGGUAUCAAAACAAAAAGAACAGGAUGAACCAACUAAACCAGCGGUAUCAGAAACUCAAAUGGUUACCGAGGCCGACAAAUCGAAGAAACAAAAGGAAACUGACGAGAAGCUGAAAUUAGAUGCUGAAAUUGCAGCUAAAACUAAACAAGAAGCUGAUGAGAAGUCGAAACUUGAUGCUCAGGAGAAAAUUAAAAAGGUUUCUGAAGAUGAUGCUGCUAGAAAGGAGAAAGAACUAAAUGAUAAGUUGAAAUUGGAAUCUGAAAUUGCUACUAAAAAGGCAUCAGCAGAUAAAUUGAAGCUUGAAGAGCAAGCACAGGCCAAAAAAGCUGCUGAAGUUGAGGCGGCUAAAAAACAGAAGGAAAAAGAUGAACAGCUGAAAUUAGAUACUGAAGCAGCAUCUAAAAAGGCCGCUGCAGAAAAGUUGGAACUAGAAAAGCAGGCCCAGAUCAAAAAGGCUGCCGGAGCUGAUGCAGUCAAAAAACAAAAAGAACUGGAUGAGAAAAAUAAACUUGAAGCUAACAAAAAAUCUGCCGCAGGGAAAUUGAAAAUCGAGGAAGAGUCUGCUGCUAAGUCUAAACAAACUGUUGAAGAACAAGCUAAAUUAGAUGCACAAACGAAAGCAAAGACAGCCGAAAAGCAAACCAAGCUGGAAAAAGAUGAAAAAUCAACCAAGGAAUCUGAAUCCAAGGAGACAGUUGACGAAAAACCUAAAAAGAAGGUAUUGAAGAAGAAAACAGAAAAGUCUGAUUCUUCCAUCAGCCAGAAAUCCGAAACAUCGAAGACAGUUGUGGAAUCAGCUGGGCCAUCAGAAUCUGAAACCCAGAAGGUUGCCGAUGCAGCAAGGAAACAGAAGGAAACAGACGAGAAGCAAAAACUCGAGGCUGAAAUUACAGCUAAAAAAUCAGCCGAUGAGAAAUCGAAACUCGAAGCCGAAUCUAAACUCAAGAAAGCUGCUGAAGUCGAAGCGGCUAAGAAACAAAAAGAAAAAGAUGAACAGCUGAAAUUAGAUACUGAAGCAGCAUCUAAAAAGGCCGCCGCAGAAAAGUUGGAGCUCGAAAAACAAUCCCACAUCAAAAAGGCUGCUGAAGUUGAUGCAGUCAAGAAACAAAAAGAACUGGAAGAAAAGCAGAGACUAGAAUCAGAGGCUGCCACAAAGAAAGCCGAUGCAGAAAAGUUGAAACUGGAAGAGCAGAAAAAGAAGGCUGCAGAAAUUGCAUUGAUUGAGAUACAGAAAGAACAAGAAAAAUUAGCACAAGAACAAUCCAGAUUGGAAGAUGAAGCUAAAAAGAGCGCAGAAAAGCAAAAACUCGAGUCCGAAACAAAGUCGAAGCAGACCGAGGAGGCUCCAAAGGAAUCUGUUGACGAAAAACCUAAAAAGAAGGUAUUGAAGAAGAAAACUGAAAAGUCAGAUUCUUCGAUCAGUCAGAAAUCGAAAUCUGCGAAGUCGACUGUUGAUGCCGCUGAAACGCUGGAGUCCGAUUUCAAUCUCGUCGAGAAGAAAACUGUCCAGAAAGUUGAGCAAUCUCCUGAUGAAUCUACAUCUGCUACAAUCAAGAGAGAUCCUGCGCAGAAAACUGAAGAAAUUAGCAAACAAGAUGACGGUGACGAAAAGAAAACCACCACAGAUGGCAAGCCACCAAAGCCUGAAGACUCAGAAGCUACUCCAAAGAAACGAGUUGUCAAGAAGAAAACUCAAAAGAGUGAUUCUGUUGCCAGCGAUGCAAGCCUUGCAGAUGUAUCGAAACUGAGUGACGAUGUUGAAGAAAAACCAAAGAAAAAGGUUCUGAAGAAGAAGACUGAAAAAUCCGAUUCAGUUAUAAGUGAAACUUCAUCAGUUGACACUAUCAAGCCUGAAUCUGUUGAAAUUCCGACAGAGAAAGCUGAACAAAUGAUUCUGCACAACAGAUUCUCAACAGAUUCUGCAGUUGAAUCAGAACCAAAGAAUGCUCACAAAGACGACACAGAAAAAACCACCGAUGAUAUGAUGACACGAAGAAAGUCUUCUGCCAUUUUCAGUGACGAUGAACAAUCCAUUUCUAGCAAGACUUCUUCCGAAGGAAGGCGCAGACGGCGUCGUACUGGAUUCGCUUCCAAAUUUGCAUCAGAUACUCUUGCGCUACGUGGAGAUAAUGUUGAAAUCGAAGCGGAAUUGCUUGCUGAGGACGACACAGUUACAUGGAAGGUGAACGGCAAAGAUGCUGAUUUGAAUUCCAGAUGCCAUGAAAUGUCGCAUACAUUCUUCCGUACUCUUAUCAUUGAUGAAGUUGAGCCAACCGAUUCUGGAAUGGAAAUUACUGCUACCUGUGGAACCGAAUCACAUACCACUAUCUUGAAAGUGGAAGAACUUCCCGUUGACUUUGUUAAAUACCUUCCACGUAAAACAUCAGGAAAAGAAGGUCAGGAGGUUACAAUUUCGGUCACUCUCAACCAUCCAAUUGAUAUCAGCAAGGUUGUGUGGCUUAAAGACGGAAAACCAUUGGAAAUUAAUAAGGACUAUUCAAUUGACACAGUUGGAUGCUCCGUUUCAUUAACCCUGAGAAGAGCUAAAUACGAAGAUAGUGGAAAAUAUAAGGUUGUUUGUGAUGGUGUUGAUUGCAGUACUCACCUUUCAAUCCAAGGAAAACCGGUUCUCAAAAAUGUAUCGGAGACCAAGCCGGUGAUCACUGUUGAUAAGGAUGAUCAAUUCUCACUUCUUGUUGCAUAUGAUAGUAAUCCAGAAGCUAGUUUCUCAAUGACUGUUGAUGGAAAAGAUCUUGAAUUUGAUGGACGCAGUCGUAUUGAUGUUGUUGAUGAUGGCUUGAAAUUGACAAAGCGAGGUGUGAGCAAGACUGAUGCCGGAGAGUAUGAAGUAAAAUUGAAGAAUGAAUUUGGAGAGGUUGCACAGAAGUUUGAUGUCAAGGUCAAUGACACCCCAUCUGCACCAGGAGACGUGUCUGUUGUGAAGGCUGAAAGCGAUUGUCUCCACAUUGAAUGGACUGCACCAACCGAGGACAAUGGCGCUGAAGUCACUUCUUAUGUAAUCGAAAAGAAGGAAAGCGGAAGAAGAAAGUUCCACAAGGUUGCCACUGUCAAUGGAAAGAAGACUUCUUAUGUCGUUGAUGAUCUGGAAAUUGAGACUCCUUAUAUUGUCCGAAUCGCUGCCGUGAACAAGUUUGGAACUGGAGAAUUUAUUGAAACUAAACCAGUUCAAACUGGAUCACCAUUCCAAGUUCCAACUGUUGAAUUCCCACCAACUAUCGAUAAUGUCACUUCUACUUCUUGCUCAUUGAGUUGGCCGAAACCUAUUGAAGACGGAGGUUCACCAGUUUAUGGAUACGAUGUUUAUAAGAGAGAAAAUGAAGGUGAAUGGCAAAAGAUGAAUGGAGAAGAGCUUGUGUUUACUGAAAGCUUCAAUGUCCGAGCUCUAUCUUCUGGAAAAGAAUACGAGUUCAAGAUUGAAGCAUGCAAUGAAGCUGGCCUCCGAUCCAACUCUAACGUUGUUUCUAAGAAAUUGACUGUUGAAGGACUUGUGCCCGAAAUAAUUUUGGAUAUGCCAAUGGUUAAAGUUCUUGACAACGACAAGGUUGAAGUCACCUGGAAAUCUGAUGGUGAGAAAGAAUUCGUUGUUCAAUACAAAUCCGAUGGAUCUUCCAUCUGGGCAAGUGUUGAUAUUGGAGGACCAAGAUCCGAAUCUGCGGCUACAUCGAAAUGUAUUAUUGAUGGUCUUCGUGAAGGAAUCCCAUACGUUUUCCGCGUCGCCGCCCGUAACCAACAUGGAACUGGAGAGUUCAGUGAGCCAACCAUUCCAGUUGUUGUACUUGCUGACGAUGCUCCAAGAGUUUUGAAGGCAAUCAAACCAGUGAAGAUUCCAAAGAAGGGAGAAUUGAGAUUAGAAUGUCAUGCUGCAGGACAUCCAGCACCAGAAUAUAUCUGGUACAAGGACGGAAAAGAAAUCAUUCCAACAGACGAGAACACUGAAAUUGUCAACGAAGGAUCCAUGAGUGCUUUGAUUAUUCAUGAACUUGCUGGAGAAGAUGUUGGAUUGUACAAGGUUCUUGUUGAGAAUAUCCAUGGAACCGCAGAAUCCGAAGCAGAAGUUGGUAUCAGUGAUGUCCGCGCACAUUUCAAUUCUUCAUUCUCUGAACUCACAGAGAUUGAAGAGGGUCAUGAUAUCGAACUGACAUGCGAAGUCUCGGAUGAAGAAGCUGUUGUCAAUUGGUACAAGGAUGGAAAGAAACUUGUUGCAAGUGAUCGUGUCCAGUUCUAUGCAAUGGCUCGUAAGAGAACUCUCAGAAUCAAGGGAUCAACUGAUGCUGAUAGCGGUGUAUACAAAUGUGAGACAACUGAUGGAAGAAGCCGCACAGAAGGAGAAGUCAUUGUUAAUGAACAAGAACCUCACAUUCUUGUAGGACCACAAGACGCUAUUGUCAAAGAUUUUGGAGAAACAAUGGUGCUCUUCUGUGAAACAUCGAAACCUGUUCGCAAGGUUAAAUGGUUCAAGAAUGGUGUUGAAAUUUGGCCUCAGAUGAACAAAGCAAUUAUGGAAAAUGAUGGCAAACGAGCUACUCUGGAGAUCAAAAACUUCGAUAAACAUGAUAUCGGAGCGUAUACUGCGUCCGUUUCUGAAAAGGAGACUUCAGCACCAGCAAAACUUGUGUUCGAAGUUGCACCGAACUUGAUCAUUCCCACGGAAAUCCGUGAUGGCGUCACCGUUCAUGCUGGUAACGAGUUUGACUUUGCCGUUGAAUUCAGUGGAUUCCCUAUUCCAACUAUUCACUUGACCAACAAUGGUACACCUUUGAAGGCAAUUGCAGUCGUCACGGAGUAUGAUGAUUCAGUUAGUGUGAGAAUGAAGGAUGUUACACUUGAUAACUCUGGAACUGUACGUGUCAUUGCUGAAAGUCCACUCGGUCAGUGCAUCAAGGAAAUCCCUCUGAAGAUUAUCGACAAGCCAUCUGCUCCAUGUGAUUUACAGUUCAAGGAAGUCACCGAAGACAGUGUAUUCCUUUCGUGGCAGCCACCACUUGAAACAAAUGGAGCCCCACUUACAGGAUAUGUCAUUGAAAGAAAGGCUGUAGACAAUAACAGAUGGAGACCAUGUGGACAAGUGAAACCAACAAAACUCACUUUUGUUGCUGAAGAUCUUUUCUGCAAUCAAGUUUACGGAUUCCGUAUUCUUGCGGUAAACGAAGUUGGAGAGUCAGAACCAUGUGACACAGUUGAUGUGCUUACUCUUGAAAGUUCCGAACCUGUUAGCGAAUCUUCCGAACUGUUUGUACCAAAGAUUGCAAUUCUCCGAACUCCUCAGGUAACUGUUGCAGUAGACGAGACCAAAGUCACUCUGAGAUGGGAAGAAUGUCCAGAGACUAGCCUUUAUAAGGUUGAAAGAAAGAAGGUUGGAGACUCUGAUUGGCUUGAAAUCGCUAAUACUGAUAGAAACAAGUUCAAGGAUCGAUCAUUGACUGAAUCUGGAGAGUAUGUUUAUCAAGUUACCGCAACAGGAAUUCAUGCUGUAUCCAGUCCAAGUGAAGAGACAAAUCCUGUGAAAAUUUUAGUACCAGGAUCCGAAAUGCCGGCAUCCAAGACUGAAAAGAAAACUGAUGCGGCUAAAAGCGAAAGUGAGCAAAAAUCGGCCGAGGAAAUCGUUGCUGAAAAACAAGUGGACCAAUCUCAAGCGUCAGAAAGCACUACCGAAGCUGUCGAAGAGAAGAAAACCAAAAAAGUUGUUAAGAAAAAGGUUGCUGAAAAUAAAGGAGAAGAGACUCUUCAAGAAGUCAAAGAAAAACUGAAGAAAGGAAAAGCCGUAGAAAAAGUUCAGGAUGAGUCGAGACGAGGAUCUCUCCAAGCUUCAUCUGAUAACGAAUCUGUAACAACUACCUCUGAAAAGAGAUCAGAAGCCGAACUUGAAAAGAAUUCUGAGAAAUCUGCGGAAAAGAAAUCAACUUCUGCCGAUUUGGAAGCUGCCGAUAAAGCUGAAACUGAGAAGUCUGAAACUGGAAAGGAAACAACUGAAAAGAAAAAGAAAGUUGUGAAGAAAGUUGCCAAGAAAGGACUGGUAAAAGCUGACAAAUCCAAAAUUGAGUUGACUGCUGGAAAGGAAGGAGAGAUUUCUGCUCAAGUAGCUGAAACUGGAGUGUCGGUUGAAUGGAAGAAAGACGGAAAAGCUCUUGAUGCUUCAUACACAGUAACCAGCACCGGAGGAGUUUCCACUGUGAAAAUUCCAAUUGUUGAUGUCAACACAUCAGGAGUAUUCACAUGUAAAGUAAAGUCAUCUGAAGGAGACGAGGAAGAAGUUUCCAUUGCGGUUACGGUGAAGCUUCCUGAAGUUCCAAAAGUCGAAGCCGAGCAGUCUAUUGUAGAAGUCAAAGUAGGAGACGUUGCAAAGCUUUCUGCAAAGAUUUCUGAGCCAGCGUCUUCAGUAAACUGGACUAAAGAUGAUAAACCAAUCAAGGAAGAUGGCAAUGUCAAAGCUCAACUCUCUCCAGAUGGAACUGCUCAAUUGACAAUUUCGAAGACUGACUCAGCACAUUCUGGAAUUUACAAACUCAAUGUCGAAAAUGACGCAGGAAAAGGAAAAGUUGAGAUUGCACUUCGUAUCAAGGGAGCUGCCAAGGGAGCACCAGGAAUUCCCACCGGUCCAAUUGUCUUUGAUGAUGUCACAGAGAGCUCUGCAGAGUUCAGUUGGAAAGCUCCAGAGAACAACGGAGGUUGUGAAAUCACCGGAUAUAAUGUUGAACGGAAAGAAUCAAAGAACAAAGGAUGGAAACAAUGUGGAAAAACCAAAGAAUUGAAAUUCAAAGCUGAUGGUCUUGAAGAGGGAACUGAUUACGAUGUUAAAGUUUCUGCAGUCAACACAAUGGGAACUGGAAGUGCGCUUGAAGGAAAGAUUACCACUUUGAAGAAGAAGGAGGAAACUGGAAAGCAAAAGUCUGAAAAAUCUGAAUCCGACGAAAAGAAAUCUGAAUCUGAUAAAGUUUCUGAGCUAAAACAGAUCGGAAAGCCAGAAUAUGUAUCUUCCACCGCGACUUCAAUUGCAUUGAAAUGGACAUCUGAUAACGAUGAAGUCACAUACACCGUUCAAAUGAAAGAAGCCAAUUCAAAGCGUCCGUGGGCUGUAGUAGCCAAGGAAAUUUCAGAAUGUUCUGCUACCAUUGCUCAGCUGAAGGAAGGAACCAGCUACCUGUUCCGAGUUAUCGCUCAGAAUAAAACUGGUCAAACUGUCACUUCCGAGCAAAGUGAAUCAAUUGAAUGCAAAGACACUACAGAAUCUAAAAAGCCUGCAUUCACAAAUGCUCCAACCGAUUUGACAGCAGUUAAAAACGGAAAGACUAAAAUCACAGCAGAGUUCACCGGACAUCCUGCACCAGAAAUUCAUUGGUUUAAGAACAAAAAAGAAAUUUUCUCUGGAAAACGGCAAUGGAUUGAAAACAUCGCCGGUGCAACAUCUUUGACGAUUGGAGAGAUGAGAGAAGAUGAUGAAGGCGAAUACAAGAUUGUGGUCAAGAACACUGCUGGUUCAGUGGAGCACUCAUGCAAGCUCACUAUGGAUCAACUUCCGGAGAUCAAUCGGGUAGAUCGAUAUGCUUCUACACUCGUUUUCGACAAAGGAGAGACUGUGAAACUGAGGCUCUCAUUCUCAGGUCGUCCACAACCAGAAGUUAUCUGGAUCGAUAACAACGGAAAAGUCAUCGAAGAGUCUAGAAAAAUGAAGAUCGAAAAGACUGUGCUCAACACUGUGCUCACGAUCAAUAGCAUCGAUUCGCAGGAUCAAGGAGAAUUCGCUUUGAAGAUCAAGAAUCGGUGUGGAGAGGACAAAUAUGCAAUUGGUAUUCAGGUCACUGAUCGUCCAGCUGCGCCAGGUAAACCGGCAGUUGAGGAUCAGAAUGUCGACUCUGUCAGACUUCGGUGGGCUGCUCCAACUAAUGAUGGAGGAUCUCCAGUACGCAAUUACACAGUGGAAAUGUGCACGGAAAAAGGCAAAACUUGGACCAAAGCAGAAGUCACCAAGCAGGCGUUCAUAACCCUCUUCAACUUAGUACCUGGAGAGAGCUACAGAUUCCGAGUUCGCGCUGACAACACAUUCGGACAAUCUGAACCUUCUGAUGAAUCUGAGCUGGUUGUUGUAAAGAAUGUGAGCAGAGUUGUCGAGGAGCCUAAGAAGAAGGAAGUUAAAGUGAAAGAACAAGAAUCCGUUGACUAUGAAAGAGUUGCAAAAGAUUCAGAGCCUUCGGAAUACAAGACUAUCGAUAUUCACAGACUUCCUAACGAUCUUCAAGCAAAGUAUAUUAUUCACGAAGAACUUGGAAAAGGAGCUUAUGGAACUGUAUACCGUGCAACUGAAAAGGCAACUGGAAAGACAUGGGCGGCAAAAAUGGUUCAGGUUAGACCAGGUGUGAAGAAAGAAAAUGUUAUUCAUGAGAUUUCAAUGAUGAAUCAACUUCAUCAUGAGAAACUUUUGAAUCUACAUGAAGCAUUUGACAUGGGAAAUGAAAUGUGGCUCAUCGAAGAGUUUGUCUCUGGAGGUGAACUUUUUGAGAAGAUUUUGGAAGACGAUUCAUUAAUGAGUGAAGAAGAAGUUCGAGACUACAUGCAUCAAAUUCUUUUGGGAGUAUCUCAUAUGCACAAAAAUCAAAUUGUGCAUUUGGAUUUGAAACCAGAAAAUAUUCUUCUCAAAGCCAAAAACUCAAACGAACUCAAGAUUAUUGACUUUGGAUUGGCACGAAAAUUAGAUCCAAAGAAGAGUGUGAAACUUCUGUUUGGAACUCCAGAGUUCUGUGCUCCAGAAGUGGUCAACUAUCAACCAGUUGGACUUUCAACAGAUAUGUGGACCGUUGGAGUUAUCUCAUAUGUCCUUCUCUCUGGUUUGUCUCCAUUCCUUGGGGACAGCGAUGAGGACACCCUGGCAAACGUUUCGGCUUCUGAUUGGGACUUUGACGAUCCUAGCUGGGAUGACGUUUCUGAUUUGGCAAAAGAUUUCAUUUGUCGACUAAUGAUCAAGGAUAAGAGAAAGAGAAUGUCCGUUCAAGACGCUUUGAGACAUCCAUGGAUUACUGGUCCAUUAUUGUCUGCGUUCAAUGAUUUGUCCGAAUAUGUCAAGAAGAUGCAACCAAAACUAGACAAGAGUGGUGUGCCAGCCAGACAAAAGAGAAACUUCUUGUCUCUCAAGAGAUGGUCUGAUGAUCUUCUUCCAAUUGGACGUCUUGCCAAGCGAGGAGCCAUUUUCAGAAGACUCACUAUGGACGGAGUAUUCGAAAGAAACAUUGCAUUCGACACCGAUGCUGCUCCAAGUGUCAAGAAACAACUUGAAGAUAUUGUUGCUAAUGUCGGAGAUCUUAUUGCCACACUUUCUUGCGAUGUUGAUGGAGUUCCAUCUCCAAAGGUUCAAUGGUACAAGGAUGACAAGGAACUUACAGUACCUUCCAUGAAAUAUGACUCGUUCUACAAUGAAGGACUUGCUGAGCUUACCGUCAAGAACAUAGUCGAAUCAGAUGCUGGAAAGUACACUUGCAGAGCAACUAAUGAUUUAGGAAGUAUUAUGACUCAUGCCAAGUUAUCUGUCAAGGCUGAUGAAAAGAAAAAGAAGAAAUCUAAAACUUCUCCAGCUGUCAUCGAGAAGAAGAAGGAUCGAAAGACUUCCAAGGUUGUCGUUAUUGAAGAAAUGAUCGACAUGCCACCAAACUUCCAUCAUUUGCUUCAAGACGAUGAAGCCAAGAUCGGAGAGCCGAAGAUUCUUGUUGUAACAAAUACAACACUUCCAGAACCAACUGUUGAUUGGUAUCAUAAUGGAGAACACAUAAGCAUCAAUGAUAGUAACUAUCUGCGGAAGCACGACAAGGGAAGAUAUGAGCUUCAUAUUUUGAGUGUAGAUUCAACUGACGAAGGAAAGUGGAAAGCAGUUGGAAAGAAUGCUUUCGGAGAAUGUGAAAGUGAAGCAAAACUAACUGUUGUGAUUCCUGAUGGACAAUAUGCUCCAUCAUUUGGAAAACAACUCAGUGACGUCAAGUGCUCUGAAUCUGACAUUCUCAAAUUGGAGGUCAACAUUCAAGCUAAUCCAGCUCCAGAAAUCAAUUGGUUCCGUAAUGAAUCUGAAAUUGAACACUCUCAACAUCAUCGUCUUCAAUUUGAUGAUGGAAGUGGUAACUAUUCGUUGACAAUUAUUGAUGCUUACGCAGAGGACAGUGGUGAAUACAAAUGUGUUGCCAAGAAUAAGAUCGGAAAAGCCCACACAGUCUGCUGUGUCAGAAUUGAAGAGUUACUAUCGAAACGUAGCAAGAAAAUUGAUGGCUCGAAAGCUCCAAGAUUCAGAAUGCAACUGCCAACACCAAGAGAAGUUCCACAAGGAGCUGAUCUUACUCUUGUUUGCUCUGUUUCUGGAACUCCUCAUCCAAAUAUCAAGUGGACCAAGGACGAUAAGCCAAUUGACAUGAGUAAUAAGCAAGUCAGACAUGAAAACGGAGUUUGCACACUGCAUAUAAUCGGAGCCAGAGAUGACGAUCAAGGUCGUUAUGUCUGUGAAGCUGAAAAUAUUCAUGGAGUUGCUCAAAGCUUCUCUGUUGUUGAAAUCAAGGAAGCUGUCGACAAAGAUCAUGUUAGACCAAAAUUCUUGGAACCACUGGUGAACUGCUCCACAUGUGAAGGAAACGAAAUGGUUCUUGAAUGCUGCGUUACUGGAAAACCAAUUCCAACAAUUACUUGGUACAAGGAUGGACUCAAAUUGAUCAUUGAAAACCGAAUGCUGCAAUACACUGACCGCAAGGGUGUUUCUAGAUUGAACAUUAUGAAUGUAGUGAUGAAUGACGAUGGAGAGUACACAUGUGAAGCAGUCAAUAGUCUUGGGAAAGAUUUUACUCAUUGCACAGUCAAGGUGGUUGAUAUGGGAUUGUCUAAGACUAGGCUGACACCAGUUAGAAGCAGAAGCAGAAGCCGUAGUAGAUCCCCAUCGGUUGUUGGUGGAGAAAUUCAACGACCACCAGUAGUCACCAGACCACUUGCAGAUGCAACUGUCACUGAGGGCAAUCGUGAACUUCUUGAAGUGGAAGUUGAUGGAUUCCCAACACCCACAAUUGAAUGGUAUCAUGAUGGAAAACUUGUUGCUGAGAGUAGAACACUAAGAACUUACUUCGAUGGACGUGUUGCAUUCUUGAAGAUCUAUGAAGCUCAUGAAGAACACAAUGGACAGUACGUUUGCAAAGUGAGCAACAAAUUGGGAGCUGUUGAGACAAGAGCUAUUGUUGUUGUGGAAGCACCAGACGCCGCCGAGCACGUCACCCAAAUGCCGACGUUCGUCAAAAAGUUGCAAGACGUUGUUUUGAAAACGGCAGGCGAGACUGCCACGUUCACGUGUCAGUCAUACGCUAAUCCAGCCGCCCAAGUAGUUUGGCUGCACAAUGGAAAAGCCUUGCAGCAGACGAAGAGCAAUUAUAAGACGCGGCUGUUCGACGACAACACCGCUACGCUUGUCAUUGAGAACGUCACCGAUGAGCUUUGUGGAACUUACACAGCCGUGGCCAAUAAUCAAUUUGGAGAUGUUCACACUUCGGCUCAGCUCACAAUUUCCGGAUCAGAAGCCAAGAAAAUUGCAGCUUCAUUGCCCUACUUCAUUAUUGAACUAAAACCGAAAAUCAACGUUGUCGAAGGCGCCACACUUUCCAUUCAAGCCGACUUAAAUGGCUCACCUAUACCGGAAGUGGUUUGGUUGAAGGAUAAUAGCGAACUCGUGGAGAGCGAUCGCAUUCAGAUGAAGUGUGAUGGAGUCAAUUAUCAACUUUUAGUUCGCGACGUUGGUCUCGAAGAUGAAGGAACCUAUACUAUUACAGCUGAAAAUGAAAAAGGAAAAAUUCGUCAAAACACGGAAGUUUCAGUUACAAAGUCAAAAGAAGUGAAAGAAAAGAAGGAGAAGAAGAAGGUAGAAAAGAAGGAUGAGGGCAAGAAGAAACCAGGCCGUCCUGGACUACCAAGACCUUCAGGUGCUUCAAAAACUGAACAAGUUACAAUGGCUUUUGACGCGCCUUCUGAAGGACCAGCUGAUAGUUAUGAAGUAGAAAGAAGAUGUCCCGAUCAACGAGAAUGGGUAUCCUGUGGAUCAACAAAGUCUCUAGAGCUUGAAAUCAAGGGAUUGACUCCAAAUACCGAGUAUAUUUUUCGAGUGGCCGGAAAGAAUAAGCAAGGCCUUGGUGAAUGGUCUGAAAUGACGAGCACUUUGAAAACCGCCAGUGUUGGACAAGCUCCACAAUUCACAAUUUCACCACAAUCAAAAAUUAUUGCAAACCGCGAUGAUGAAUUCGAAAUUGCCGUUGAAUUCUCUGGAACUCCGACACCAUCAGUUAAAUGGUACAAAGAAAAUCUGCAAAUUGUCCCAGAUGAGAAAAUUGAUGUUGCCACUACAUCCACUUCGUCAAUUCUAAACCUGAAAUCCCAGGAAGAAAAUGGAACAUUUAACUGCUUGAUUGAAAAUGAACUUGGUCAAGCAUCAGCGUCUUGUCAAGUUACAAUCUUCAACAAACCAGCUUCAUUGCAGUCAACACCAGACCAUUCUUUGGAAAGAAAUUUGGUUCCAACUUUGCAAAAAGCUUUGAACAAUGAAAGUGCACAAGCAGGUCAACAAAUCAUGUUAACCUGUCGAAUCAGCUCAAGAUCUGAAAGUACUGUUGCAUGGUUUAAGGAUGAUGAACGCAUCGAAUCUGCUGGAAGAUAUGAACUUUCUAGUGAUAAGAAAUCCAAUCACAAGCUGGUUUGCCACGCUGUUCAAUCACAAGAUACUGGAAAGUAUCGUUGUGUUGUCACAAACAAAUAUGGAUACGCAGAAAGUGAAUGCAAUGUUGCCGUUGAAGAUGUUACCAAAUUCAUUGCUCCGUCGUUUUCUGCAACACUCUCCGAUUCUACAGCAAUUCUUGGACACAAUAUCACACUUGAAUGCAAAGUCGAAGGAUCCCCAGCACCUGAAGUCAGCUGGACCAAAGACGGAGAGAGAAUUUCAACAACCAGAAGAAUUCGACAAACUCAAGAUGAAAACGGAAACUGCAAGCUUUCUAUCUCAAAAGCUGAAUCGGAUGAUAUGGGAGUGUAUGUCUGCUCUGCAACAAGUGUCGCAGGAGUUGAUUCCACAUCCAGUAUGGUUAUGAUAGCUAAAACCACUGGAACUGAUUCCCAUCUUGUUAUUGCUCAAACUGCCGAUGAAAAACAUGAGAAGCCAAGAUUCACCAGAGCGCCACCUUCAUUGAUUGAAGUCAAUGAGAGUGGCCAGUUCACACUUAUCGCAAAAGCAGUUGGAGAGCCAAAACCAACAGUCACUUGGCUCAAAGACGGAAGAGAGAUUCUUAGAACUAAUCGAAUCUACCAUCAUUUCGUAACCGGAGACGGAGAGAGUCAUCUAAUUGCCGAGUGCGUCGUUUCCAAAACUUCUGGAAUUUUCAGUUGCAAAGCUGAGAAUCCGAAUGGCACUGUUAUCGCCGAAACCCAAGUCAUUGUUCAGCGCAUGAAACCAGCAAAUCAGUUAGCUAAUGUUGCUCCAAAAUUCACUAUCCCACUCACUGAUAUGGGAAUUGUCAAUGGUCAUCCAACUACGUUAAGCUGCAACGUAACAGGAUCACCUGAACCAACUCUCGAAUGGAUUUAUAUCGAUGACUCUGGUCACAAGAUCAAUUUGACUAGCUCUACAACAGACUGGACUGAGUGUCGGUUUGGUAAAGUUGCCGAGUUGAAGUCAGAACGCGUGUUGCGAGAACAACGUGGAACAUAUCAAUGCAUCGCAACAAACUCAUCAGGACAAGCCACCACACAAUGCUAUCUUCUUGUUGGUGAACUUUCUGAUGAGCCCGCUGGACCACCACGUUUUGUGAAGUGUCUUCAAGAUACCUGGACACCACUCAAGGAAUCUAUCGAGUUCUCUGUCGAACUCGCUGGUUUCCCAACUCCAGACUUGACCUGGUAUCACAAUGAAAAGAAGAUCAACGAGGGAAAAGAUGUCAAGAUUACUUUCCCCUCGGACACAACAAGUGUUCUUUCCAUCAAGAACGUAUCAUUGGCAAGCCUAGGAAUGUACUUCGUCGAAGCAUCCAACAUCCACGGUGUGCUGCGAACCGCCGGAAGGUUGAAUGUUUCUGAUGAACGGAGAAAAGCUGAACCACCACAGUUCAAGCAUGUUCUCGAACCAGUGCUUGCCGUUCAACCAAAAGUUGCAUUUUCUGAAGAACAUCCAAGAGCAUCAUCUUCUGCUGCCACUGCAAGAGUUAAAAAGGGAGCUGCGCCCAUGUUCUUGCAAGGUUUAGAAGAUAUGGAUUUGAAAGCCGGAGCAUCUGCUGCCGUCGCUGGAAAACUCGGAAGGAAGCUGCGUCCUCACCGAAGCACCACCAACGACGCUGACAAACUUGCAAAAGCUUUGGCUCAAAGUCUUAGACUCGACGAACCAAGGGCUUCAAUUGACAGUCGACCAGAAAGUGCCGCCAACGCCGCGCUCGAUGAAGUUCGUGCUGCAAUAAACUCUCGUAACAAGCGUGUUUGUCGGCCCAAGUUCAUGGUGAAGCCUAAACCAAGAAAGGUUCUCGAGGAGUACAAGUCACUGAGACUUAAAACUGCCAUCAGUGGGAACCCAAUGCCCCAAGUUCAUUGGGAUAAGGAAGGUAUCAUUUUGGAGACUGGUAACAAAUAUUCUAUUUACAACGACGGGGACUUUUACUAUCUCGAGGUCCAUCACGUUUCGACUUUCGACAAGGGAUUCUACAAUUGUACUGCUGCAAACAAUGAAGGAAUCAUAACUUGUACAUCAGAGAUCGAUGUGCUGCCCAAUAAAGAAGAUUCUGCUGCUCAGGUAGCCAAACGGAAAAGUCGAAAGGAGGCCAAAGCCCCCAACUUCAUCGAAGUCCUGCCUGGCAGGUCUCAAGCAAACUUAAAUGAGUCUCUCUGCGUGGAAUGCUCGGUCAGUGCAUAUCCGUGUGCGUCAAUCAUCUGGACAAGAAACUCAGUUCGCUUAUUACCCCAAGCUGACCGCUACACCAUGUCAUACGAUGGUGAAUGUGCCUCACUGAAAUUCAUCUCAGUGACACCAGGUGACGAAGGAACAUACGCUUGCGAAGCUGUGAAUGAACUUGGAAGUGCUGUUACAAAUAUGAAUCUGCAAGUUAGUGGAGUGGAUCCAAAUGCUGCUGAAGGAAUCCCACCACUCUUUAGAUUCGAAAAGAUCAAAUCAGUACGUAAAGUGGUCGAUGGAAGUCGUGUCGAGUUAGCUGCUGAACUCGUCCAGGCUUCUGAGCCACUUCAAAUUCGCUGGCUUCGAAACAAAGUCACAAUUGUUGACUCUCCUUCGUUCAGCUAUUCAAGAUCUGAAAAUAUGGUAUUCCUCACUAUCGCCGAUGUCUUCCCUGAAGACGGUGGCGAAUACACUGUGGAAGCCAAAAACCAAUCUGGUAUUGCGCGCUGCACAAUGCAACUUGAUGUUAGAAAUAACGAACGAUCAGUAGCUGAUGAAGCGCCACGAGUAUUUGACUUUGAGCCAACAACCAGAUCAGAUCCAGGUGUCAGCGUCGAGCUGCGCGCUAAAGUUAUCGGACACCCGGAUCCAGUUAUUUCAUGGACAAAGGCUGGUCAAAAAUUGAACAACGAAGAGAAAUAUAUGAUGAGAAACGAAGGUGACAAGUUCAUUCUUCGAAUCGCAAACGUAACUCGCGCAGAUGCUGGAAAGUAUGAAUUGACUGCGAUCAAUCCAUCCGGACAGGCAAAUGCAGAGUUAGAACUGACUGUUGUACAAUCUACAAAAACUGUCGGAGCAAAACCGAAAUUCAAUGAGUCGCCGAUUUCAGUGCAAACGUGCGAGAAGAACAGAGCAGAGCUGCGAGCUUCGUUCUCUGGCACACCUGCCCCUGCAUGUCGAUGGUUCUACAACGGAAAUGAAUUGAUUGAUGGUCUCGAUGGAUAUACAAUUACAUCAUCUGAUACUAAUUCAUCUCUAUUAAUCAAUUCCGUUGACAAGAAACAUUUCGGUGAAUACCUGUGCACAAUUCGUAACCAGAACGGUGAAGAGUUGGCGAAUGCAAUGAUUCUAUCCGAAGGCUCGUCUGCUGCACUUCCUCAACGAAGAACGAUUCGUCGGUAGAAACAUUUUCGCUUAAUUUUUAUAAAUUCAAAUCAAUCAAUACUUUUUUAUUGGGUAGUUUUGCCAUUUUAGUUGUAUUACCUUGCCGAGAUUAGUUUCCACUAUUCGAAACGAAAGGACCAUUUCAAAUGUUAUGUUCUAUGAUACUUCACGAAAUCUUUCAUUGUCUUCGAAAAAGUCCCCUGAUAUGUAUAUCCCAUGUUUUCCCCAAUAUAUCAUUUGACACAUCACAUUAUUUUAAUUCGCCCGUUUUUCGAAGAAUUGUUCCAUUUGACGGUAAACUUUGAAGACUAUUUUUUA